Podarcis lilfordi (Lilford's wall lizard) is the source of this 47643-nucleotide messenger RNA. The record is from the annotation of a GenBank genome assembly. Lineage: Eukaryota; Metazoa; Chordata; Lepidosauria; Squamata; Lacertidae.
CCCAAAUCUCAGCAAAGGUUCUCUCUUUUGCCAAGAGCUCCUUAAAGCACCUGUGAACUUCCGGGCAAAAGAAAACAGUAACCACUUCUCUCAAAAAACAAACAGUCCUUUCUUCUUCCUCCUCCUCCUCCCCAAACAAUCCUAGACCAGGAAGUGGGAGAAAAGUCUGAAAUCCGGUUUCCUUUGCUGCGAUCGCUGAUGGCGUUGCUUGGGGCGACCCGGUUGUCCGAGGCGCGCAGCUGAAGACCCCGGAGAGCGCUUCCAAAAGGUCGCCUUGAUAAUGGCGAAGGCGCGCUUGGCGCAAAACGCCACCCUCGCGCGUAAAGAGAGCAGCAGCGGGUUUCUUUCCAGCGGGUGGUACUACUCAAACCAGGUAAGCAAAAUGUUACACAGAAGUCUUCACCUCUGCCCUAAAUAAGGGACUUUUAGGGCCAGAAGUGUGCAUCUGGCACACCGAUAAUGUUUAAUGUUGGCCAGAAAAGCAACAACAAAACCUCCGCAAUUCCCUACUGCAAGAUAGCCUCGUUUUGUCCCUCUCUUUGCACCCAGCACCAUAAAUGUAUAGUCAACGUUACAUACAGGACUCUUACAUCAGAGAGGUGGUUGUGACGAUGCUAUAGGGCAAAGGAGAACCAUUAAUUCUUUGGAGGAGGGGUGCGCUAAGUGUGCAAACCUCGUGGGCAGUGUGCAAAAACCAACCAACCACUGGGACACCAGAUACAACCAGAGGCUGUUUUCAGAGAGCGAUUUGGCUAGUGGAAAUGUUUCAAAAUCUGGGUGGCUGUGGUAGGUCUUCUGUGGAGCGAUAGGAAUACGCGAAAUGUGGAACCAGUGGUGUCAGAUGCUGCGCCCUUUGGAAUUGUGGGAAAGAGUGCAGGAAGGCAAAGAACUUCUCCUCACCUUCCCUUUCUAUGGGUGGUAACGUUCUGCUUGCAUGGCAGGCCUUCUACUACUGAGCUACAGCCCUUCCCUGAGGCAGUGACUAGUUCAAAAUGACUUAGCCAAUGAGAAAAACAUUUCUCCUCUUCGUUCCCCAGGCAAAAGUGGUUUUGCCACCCUAAUAACAUAAAGUACAUACAUGGAGGUGACAGUGGCAGCUGUAUCCUUCAGAAAUGAAACACAUGAUGUGGCAUCAUUGCAAACAGUGUUCCUCAUUCUCUUGCAAGGGGCAGACAGUGAGCUGAGGUGGGGGAAAUGUUGAGUGUUAUGAUGUCAGGUCACACCACUUUUGUUUUACUGGAUGUUACCAUGGUGAUGCACGGGAACGAUGCUGUUGGCCAUAGCUACGUCUACUCAGUAAUGUCUAGUUAAGCCUUUUUUAGGACAGUAGAACCUUGGAUUAUUACCAAAUGCUAAUCAAACUGUAGAAUGUGAGUAAACAGCAUUAGCAUUUUGAGAUCAACUUUCUCUGGACCCAAAAUGUGAACAAGGGCUCCAAGAGAGAAGUUUUUUGAUGGCUAACCCCUCCAUCUUGGGGACUUAUCAAAAGUCUGAGAUCUAGUUCCACCCAGACUGAGGUCACAUUGCUUUGCAUGGGAGUUCAGCACACGCUUAACCCUUGCUCAUUAAAAUCAGCAGGAUGUAAAUGUACUUAAAUUUGGCUGGAUUAUGCCCACAGUAUUAUUUUUUAAAUCGAAAUUGGCAUUUUAUCUUCUUGGCUUUAUCUUGUUUUUACUGUUCCUUUGUAAUUAUUGUGACAUAUGUUAUUAUUCUGAACUUCAGUCCAUUGGGAUGGAGUGUAAUAUACAUGAAAUAAUUUUUUUGUGAUGGUCUAGAGAGGUUGUUUAAAUGCACAUUUGGUGACUAUUGUGUUGCCAGAGGAGCUAGGAAAUGCUUGCAUUUAGUAUACAUACAUUAUCCCAUUGGUAUUUCUGUUAAUGCAAAGCAGAAACAAGAAACAACCUCCCUUUAGAUCUCACAUUAUUUGUAAAGAAUUCGUGCGAAAGCUUAAUUGCGAUAUUUAUUACACCAGAUCUUAUUAUGUGUGUAUUUAUUAUUUAUCUUCCAUGAUCCUCAAAGGUGCUGCUAUUAGUUACAUAAGCUUUUUUAGGUGCCUUGCCCUUUUUAUUAUUGAAAAUGAUGAUGUGGACUUAACCAAACCACACCUGAUGAGAUGUUUCUCUUUUUAUGAUAACACAGCAUGGUACUGCCCUAAAUUUUUCUUGUAUGCUGUUGCUUUGUUAACUCUAGGUGAUCCUCAACAUUAGUAAUACUCAGAGUAGACCCAUUGAAACUGAAAUCACUCCAGUUGAUUGAUUUCAGUGGGUCUGUUCCAAGUAUCGUUGGAUAUAAGUAGAUCUUGUGGGCAUUUCAAAUAUUCUAACCUUGGUUUAGUUCAAGCCAGCUAAUUUUUUUCCUCCAAACUUCUAUAAAAAUUCUGAAUGGUUCAUUCGGAAAGGUUUCAGCCUUGAUAUUUUUACGUGUCAAAUCUAGUAAGGUACCUUAUACAGUGGUACCUCAGGUUAAGUACUUAAUUCGUUCUGGAGGUCCGUUCUUAACCUGAAACUGUUCUUAACCUGAAGCACCACUUUAGCUAAUGGGGCCUCCUGCUGCCCCCGCACUGCCGGAGCCCAAUUUCUGUUCUUAUCCUGAAGCAAAGUUCUUAACCUGAAGCACUGUUUCUGGGUUAGCGGAGUCUGUAACCUGAAGCGUAUGUAACCUGAAGCGUAUGUAAGCCGAGGUACCACUGUAUUCAGCAAAAGCUGGAAGACUUAAGCAAUACAAAACUAAAGCUGGAAUUAAUCCAGGGUAGUUGUUGUUUUUCCUUUUAGGUGGUGCUUGGAUUUAAACUGAUCUGUUGCUUUUGAAAUAUAGUUAGGAGUCUAGGAAGUGUCAUAGAACACAGAUAUUUGGCAUGGAACCUUCAUAUUCUCUCUAGAAGAGAAUAUUCACUUCAUAUUCAGUCAUGCUUAAGCCCAUUUCCGCCAGCAGAAAUAAAUAUCCGUAACAGGAUUAAAACCCAAAAGUAGCAAGUUUCCUGUGUCACUGGUGUGAUGUGGUGUCAAAGGAGAAUUUACCUUUUCUCAGGGGUCACUUCCAUGACAGGUGAACCAUUCUUGGAUUGUACAGCCAAUUCUGAUUCAGUACUGUCCAGUGGCACACCAUUGUGGGCUGACGUUCAUCUGGACUGUAGGCUCAGCUGCACUGAACUGGUGGACCCUAUCCAUUACAUCAGAGCCUACUGGGUUUAUCCUGUGGCAGUGUCUCUUCCAUCAGGCUGGAAGCAUAUCUGAGCAGCAGGAUAUAUACUGCCUAAAUCAUCUCUUGUGUACAGUGGUACCUUGGGUUACAGAUGCUUCAGGUUACAGACUCCGCUAACCCAGAAAUAGUACCUCGGGUUAAGAACUUUGCUUCAGGAUGAGAACAGAAAUUGUGUGGCGGCGGCGUGGCGGUAGCAGGAGGCCCCAUUAGCUAAAGUGGUACCUCAGGUUAAGAACAGUUUCAGGUUCUUAACCUGAGGUACCAUUGUAUAUGUAUAAUGUUGGUGCGAUGAGAAAGGCCUGUUACUCUGCCAUGCCAGGAGUGGGAAACCUGUGGCUCUCUAGAUGUUGUUGGCCUCCAACUUUCAAUAGCCACAGCCUCAUGGCCAAUCACUCAGGAUGAUGGGAACUGUAGUUCAACAACAUUUGGAAGGCCGCAGGUUUCCCAUGCCUGCGCUAUCUAUAUCACUUUGUAUUGACAUUACGGAAAUGUGGCUAUUUGGGUAACACCGUGAGAGUCAACGGCAUGUUCUUUUAGUUUUUUGAUGACCGCAUAUAGCAUAAAAAUAUUGAGUGUGCUGUUGGUGAGAAACAAGUGGGAUCUGAAACAAAAUGCUGUAAGUGAUUUCAUUGAGUCAUGCCCUUUCUCUGGUUCUUUAUCCCUAUUGCUAUAGAACCUUUGGCUAUAAAACUAUCUUUAGGGAGCUGUUUGAGUAGCCUUAGAGGAAAUGAGCAGUCAAUCUUGGAAAGGUUUUGUUUCAAGCUUAAGCAGUGAAGCUACGUUUAUCUGAACAGUAUGUUAGAAGUUUAGGAAUGGAGCAUGCUAGAAAAAAAUCUACCCUCUUGAAGCAGAGGUUGUGUAACGCAUCUCUUUAGAUGGACAGAGUAACUAUAGUAUAUCAGCAUCUAAAGAAGCACCAUUGUAUAAAUAUUUCUACUCUGCUGCCUUGUGAUUUUAAGGACUUAGAGAAAGAGAGCGAGAGGAUGGCUGUUACAAAACAGCCUGGUUAGAUUUGUUGCCUUAAGCUGCAUUAGAAGGAAGGUAUAGAAAUGUGCUGUACAGUUGCAGGAGCGUCCUGCAGCCAAUCGGAAGCUGUGACAGACAUGCAGCUUCCAAAAAUUGUUCGAAAACCAAAACACUCACUUCCGGUUUUUGAUCAUUCGGGAGCCAAAACGUACGAGUUCCAAGGCGUUCGGCAACCAAGGUACGACUGUACUUUGAAUGUAUCUCUCCUUGUAGUUUUAACCAAAUCGAAAACUUUCUACAUGUUGUUAUAUACUGUCCUUUAUAUAUUUCUUUGAGAAAGCAAUACCUGGAACAGAUUUGUAUACAGUUGCAAAACCUGCACAUUUUCCUUUGGCAAUAAAGUAAUUGAUGAGAUAAUAACAUUCUAUAGAGAGAACACUGUGUUUUGCCAAGUUGAUUCAGAAUCUUAAGCUCACGCUGGUUUUGCAUACUUUUAGUCAGAUUUGCAUAAUUUAUAUAUAUUUUUUCCGUUUUAGUGUUUGCUAGAAAUCCAGAACUCUUUUAUUUACUUGUUGAAUUCGCAUCCUGCACUUUCUCCCAAAGGAGUCCAGGGUGGCAAACCACAGAUAAAAUAAUACAAUUAAAAAUCAUUUUUAAAAAAUAAAAUACUUAAAGCAAAUAAAAAUAUGUGAAACAGUCACAGAUUUUCACACCCAAUAAUUUCAAGUUGCUAGGAGCUGUAUCUUUCAGCCACUGAAUACCUGGGGGUUAACAAGGAUGUUUUAAAAUUCCUCCUGAAAGUUAGUAAUGAGGGAGGGAGACACAUCUCACCAGGGAUGGAAUUCUACAAAUGGGGAAGCACCUCUGAGAAGACCUAGCCAAUGGGGAGCUUCCAAUGAGAGACAACCGCACCCCAAUUGGUUCCAUUGCUGAACUAGUCCAGUAUGUUGGCAUUGUCUCACAUGAACAACCAAUUCUACUUUCUGUAUGAUUCGGGCGUGGGGUGGGAAUCAAUGUUGGCAGCUCCUUAGGAUUCUCAGUCUUUUUUCUUCUUUUUCAAUAAUUUUCUUCGUGGGCAAGAUGGGGAAAUUGGGGAGCUGGUAUGCAAGAUGCGUACCGUAGAUGAAUAUUCAGCAUGUCUCGGGUACUUUUACCAUUUAGGCUCUGCUGUUAGGGUACGGAAGAGUGUUUGUAAAUAGCAGGCAACAUAGCUCAGCCCUACCCUUGAAAGAGCAGGAAGUAUUGCAGCCCCAAUCCCCAGCAAGUUAUUCUAUAAAUGAAUGAAACUGUGUUCAUAUUUGCCUGCUGUUCCACUAAUUAUCUGUAUUACUGUACACAAAUGUUUUGUUUCUGCAGACUUUGCUCUUAGGCGUCUUGUUGGCAAUCGCAGGAAACAUUCUCAUUAGCAUCUCUUUGAAUCUGCAGGUAAGAAAAAUCUCCUUUGUAUGGUGAUUGGUAAUGAGAUCUAAGCAGCAAACUGUGUGCACAGGCUUCCAGCCAUAAUAUUUAAUGUUGGUUAAUAGCGCACUUACAUAACACAGCACUGAGCUACUGAUUACCUUACAAUAUGCUCUGAGUUUUAUUCCUCUGUUCAGACAUAAAAGCACACUUAAAGUUCUGCGACUUUUAUAUUUAACUUGUUGAUAUUUGACUACACAACUUAUUUUCAACCUUCUUCCUGUGAAUUGUAUUUAGUAUUGUGAUUUAUUUGGGGUUUUUUUUGUAUGCUACGCAAAAGUUCCUAAGCAUAGGAGCCACCAUAUCAAAUUUCCGUAUAAACAAGAGCCACAUCCCUGUGCCUCCUUAACAGUUGCCACAUUUCCUUCUUUUCGGUCCCUAUACUUUGCCCAUAUUAAGGCAAAACGUCUGAAAGUGAGCUGAGCAUCGGCUUGCAGCGCAGAGCAGUGAUCGGAUUACCACCCUUCCAUGAAAUCAAUGCUCACCACGCACUCAGUAAUCCUUGUCCCGCAGUAAAGAUCUUUUGACUACCAAUUUGAAUGUUACAGCUCCCAUGUGGAAGCCAAUGGAAAUUGAUUCUGUAUGCGAGCGCUUGGCUUAAUCGCUCUACCAUUUGAAAGCAGCUUUUCAUAUCGCCACCAUCCCCUCUCUUUCCUGUGUUCAGAUUGUUGUUGUUAUGAUGAUGAUGAUGCGUUCCUCACCAAGGCGGCCCAAAGCAACUUACCAAAAUAGUAUAAAUACUAUAACCAAUUAUAACAAAACACAACCAAUAAAAGCCCAAAAAACACAUGUAUUCAAAUAUAAGUCAGGUCUUACAGAUCCUGCACCACUAAAAGAAGCCACAAAACAUAGAAUUGUAGGGUUGGAAGGGACCACAAGGGCCAUUUCAAAUCCUCACAAUGCAGAAAUCUUUUGCUCAACAUGGGGCUAGAACCCACAACCCCGAGAUUCAGAGUCUCAUUCUGUACCGACUGAGCUAUUCCAGGUUCAAAUAUCUGAAGCCAUUCAAAUUAAGGACCAAAAUCCUGGGUAAAAAGGAAGUGUUUUGCCUGGCAGCUAAAAACCAAAAAUGUCUCAGGACAUGUCUCCUUGUGGAGAGUGGGAAAGCCACCACUGACAAGGUGUGUUCUCAUGUUGCCAUCAUUCUGCCCAUUUAGGGCCAGGUAUGUGUAUGAAACGGAGGGCAAAACAGAGAACUGCAUGGGGCCCACUGUGUCUGUCAAGAAGCUGUGCCCCUUCUGUAGCAGUUUAGUAUAAAAAGGUAAAGGUAAAGGGACCCCUGACCAUUAGGUCCAGUCGUGGCCGACUCUGGGGUUGCGGCGCUCAUCUUGCUUUACUGGCCGAGGGAGCCGGUGUACAGCUUCCGGGUCAUGUGGCCAGCAUGACUAAGCUGCUUCUGACGAACCAGAGCAGCGCACGGAAACGCCGUUAACCUUCCCGCCGGAAGCACUUUGACGUGCUUUCGAACUGCUAGGUUGGCAGGAGCAGGGACCGAGCAACAGGAGCUCACCCCAUCGCGGGGAUUCGAACUGCCAGCCUUCUGAUUGGCAAGUCCUAGACUCUGUGGUUUAACCCACAGCGCCAGUUUAGUUUAGCAGCUGAUUAAUGCUUUUCAUUAGUAAUACAAUUUUUGAAAGCACUAUCUCAGAGCUUAUCCAGACUUACCUUUUGCCCCACUCUUUGCAGGCACAGGUCUACACUUAAAAACUUUGUGUCUGAGCGAUUUCGGGUGGGGGUUUUUUGCCCCAAGCUUUCCCUGGGAAAACCUACUCUUUAAAGCUGAAUUGGAGCAAAUGCCAAUUCAGGUUUUCUGCAAAUGGAUGUUUCCUCCAAUUGAGCUUUAAAGAGUAGAUUUUCCCAGGGAAAGUCCCAGGGCAAAAGAAAAGAUUGCUUCGAUAUGGAGCUUUUAACCGUGGACUGUGCUUGGAAAGAGUGGUAAGUCUGGAGAAACCCUCAACGAAUCGCAGACAAUCCUAAUUACUGAUUGUGUGAACCAAGUUUCCUCUGUCCAGAUCUAAAUACAAAUCUAAAUAAUUCCAUUUAGAGCUUGCUGCCAAAGAAAUCAAAUAUUAAUUUUUGUCAUUUGGUGGUCUCUUUGUACUUGUGGUUACAUGCAGUUUCUCACCUUCCCCUCUUAAGUGAAGCUAAUGUCUUAUCAGUCUUAUUCAGACUGGCACCUGGCUGGGUCUUUCAUUCUUUUUGGUUUCUUGGCAUUGACACCAGGAUGUCCCUAAGAAUUCGAAGAGUUUUCUGAAAAAUUCAUUAUUUUGAAAGUAGCUCCAAAGUCAUGCAUUGCAAACCACCUACACAGAAUGCUAACUUCAGUUCAUGCUGUCAUUUUUAUUCCAGGGAGUGUUUAUUUAGGGACUGGAGAUUUAUAUAAUUUCUUCAGCACUGAUAGCAGGAUGCACAAAGCUUCUGCAAUGCCAUAUUGAUGUCAAGUACAAUAUCUGUUACAUGCAUGCAAAGCCAUGUCUUUCAUUCACAUGCUGUCCAUCAUAUCUAACUUUUAGAAAUACUGUCAUAUUCGACUCAUACGUCAAGGCAGUCAGAAGCCCUUUUACAGAAGCAAGCUUUGGUGGUUCGGCAUUAUACUCAUGGGGACUGGAGAAAUUGGGAAUUUCGCCGCCUACGGAUUUGCUUCAGUCAUGCUCGUUGCUCCAUUAGGAAAUGUGGCUGUCAUAGGUAAGAUGACCCGACCCCCGACCCCAUCCCUUAUUCAUUGUCAAAGAACGAGCCAGAAAUAACUCACACAGUUCAAAGUUGGAGUUAACUCUUUAUUACCAAAAACACGACUUCACAGACUCAGCUAAGUGUCAGGUCUAAUGAGCAAAGCAGCUCAUCCGUGGUAGGUCUUACCUCAUGAAUCAGUUGCCGAGACUGACAGUCUCCACCUCCCCACAGCUGCCUUAAGUCUCCUCUUCUCCAGAAUUUUUUCCCCAAGCAAUCAGAGGCUAUGCCUGUGUGCAGCCAAGCUCUCCUCCGCCUUUUUCAUGCCUCUUCUGGUUCUGGGCAUAGCUGUCAACCGUCCCUUAUUUGGCGGGAAACUCCCUUAUCCCAGCGCCGUGUCCUGCUGCUGUCCCUUAUUGAUGAUGUCCCUUAAAUUUCCCGGGUUUCAAAGGAAGCAGCUCCUCUCCCUCCCUCCCGGCCGGCCAGGGAGGAGGGAGGCUCCAACUGUGUUGCUUAGCUGCGUUGCUCACCCAAUAAGGAGUCUAAGAACGACUGAGGGGGUGGAGCUUGCAUGCCUUGUGCCGAUCAAAUCGGCCGCGUUGCCUGGGGACUCGCCUUUGCUCAGCGCUUCCCAGCGGAAAGGUGACGGUGGUUUUCCUUGCUGCAUCCCCUUUGCCGGGUUGCUGCGCUGUGGGAACCACCGCUUGAGGCUUUGUUUGGCUGCUGGCUGGGCUUUCUGCCUUUGCCUCGGAGGGGCUCAGAAGUUGAACAUACCUGUGCCCAGAAAAUCCCUUAUUUUGGCUCCUGAUUCCUUAUUUUCGAGGCUGCUGGUCCCUUAUUUUCAAAUCUGUAAGUUGACAGCUAUGGUUCUGGGAGUCAAGGGGGGAGGGCAGGAGGGGGAGACCCUCAUGACUUUUCACCAGUCCGACACAUUCCUGCCUCUUUGCUGCCUCCCUCCAACUCUCUUGCUUCAGCCUCUGCUUCUGAGCCUGGACUACUUCUCUCUGCCACAGAUUCUCUCAGCUCACUAAGGCCUGUUACGUCUUCAUCUUUGAACACCUCCUCUUCCCAGUCUUCUCCCUCUGAGCACUCAUUGUUGUUCUGCCACCACUCCCUGGGAUUUGAGCCUUCGUCCCUUAGUGGUUCCCCAGCUGGCUCCUCCCACCUUUCCUCUGUGACAUCCAUGGAGAUUUUUCUUUCAGUUAUUUGAGAUAAUUGCACAAAUGGUUAAGGAAAGUUAAGAGACAUAUAAGAGAGAUCCCUGGAGAGAGAUAUUUGCUAGAAAAGGAAGUAUUCCAGUGGAAGGGAUGUGCUAUAAAAUCUCUGCGCUUUUUUUAAUAUUAUAACAUUGUCUUGGAUUCCAAGAUGCUGUUGCAUGAGCAUACUGGAUCAUGGGACAGAACAGCUUUCCCCAAUAUGGUGCUUUCCAGAUGUUUUGCGCUAUAACUCCCACCAUCCCCAGACAACAUGGCCAAUGGUCAGGGGUGAUUUGGAGGGCUGCAGGUGCGCCAUACCUGCUCUGUUUGUAUAGCUUUGUACCAACAUUAUGAAAACUGGCUAUUUGGGUGGUAUUAUAGGAUUCAAUUGCGUGGACUUUUCAUUCUAUGAUGACUGCAUAUAUGGCAUAAAAAUAUUGAUAGGCCUGUUAGAGAGAAACGAGUGGCACCCACAACAAAAAGUGUAAUUUGCCUGUUUAUGAUUCUAUCCAGUCAUGCCCUUUGCCAAGAUAUUCCAUUUCUUUUAACCCUCAGCUUUCUGACUCCCCCCUCCCCAAGUUGAACAGCAUUUCUACUGAGCAUGCGUCAUCCUCAUGGGGCUGUUUUGAGUUCACCACUACCAUCUGUAGGGUUUACCCCUUUAAAUAUAUGCUGCAUACUAACAUACAUUAAGAUUUCCCAAAGUCUGCUGAUAGCUUCCUCUUGUGUCUGAAUAGCACCUUUUCAGACGUCGUUAGUGUCUAUGAUGAAGAUGAGUUCUCAUGACUAAUUCCAGCUGUGACAGCUGUGGGAAAAGCCAAUUCUGGGAUGAUAUCUGUCUGCUUCAGCCUGUACCAAGCCAAAUUCUGCUUUUUGCUAUGUCACAGUUAAGUCAAAGGGUGCAAAUGACUGGCUCCAUAUAGACAGGGUACUUUUUGUGUCGGGGACAGAAAUGCUUGAGCAAAUAAACGCUGUGUCAGUUAGAUAAUCGUUAUAGCAACUGUCUUGGUACCUUGGUGAUAUUUGAAAGACCCAGCGUCAGUUUCAGGCCUAGUUUUUCCACACAGAGUAUAAGAAUUUCAGGGGGAAAGUUUGUCCCUUUCUCCCAGUGGGGGGGCUGUUUUUCAUACCAGAGCAUUCAGUCAUGUGUUCCCCAUCCCUCCCCAACCACAGUCUGAAGUGGUACCAGUGAGACAGAAGUCUACCACCAUGAGGCAUCAUUGAGAGAAGUAAUUUAUAUUCUAGGUGGGUUCAUUUCCCCCUGCCUCAACACACACACGCUAUUUUUCAGUCAGAGAGCUGCAGUGUUACAAGCUGUUGCUUGGAUACUAGCACUUUCUGCUCACGAAAGCUGUCAUCCUAAUAUUUCACAUGAAAUGGUAAUCUUAAGUUGAUGGGUUUCUUAAGUGCAUUUCAAGUAACUCCUUUUUAAAAAGGCCUUUGCUGUUAUUAUCUUCGUCAUAAUUUAUACAGCCCCCAGUAGCUCGUUAUAGCAAUUAUACUUAAAUUAUUUCUAGGGAGAAGAAAGUUAUGUGUCCUCGGGGGGAUGUUUCCUGCUGAUGAAGCAAGUGUACACACUGCUGUUUAUCUCUUUUUAAUCCCUUGAUAGCAUUUGAAACAGGACACUGAUUUUAACAAAUGUUUUGCAAUGCUUGGAAGAACCAUAUGUGAGUUUUCUGCUGCAAAUGCCAUUUUCUUCAUUGGCUGUUUCUAUGGGUCAUUGACACAAUGGAAAUAUGCUAGAUUUACUUUCAUUUUUUUGAAAAGAGAAACUUUUUAAAAUGUUCCAUUAGACAAAAAACUCGCUACAAAUACAACACAAGCCCACUGGGUAGUGGGUUGCACCAGAAUAUCUGUGCUGUUUAUUUGUACUACUUCAGGAUUUUAACCACUUCAUUUUGCUGCAUUUGUAAAUUAAGCAAGUCUCUGUGGGGCUGAGAUACUGCCUGAAAGGAAUUUCCCAUGGUGCAUAAUUCACAUCCCUGUUGUGACGUGUAUAUGUACCACCUAACAAGGUCUCGUAAGAAUGUUCUUGAGGUGUGACCACAAUACAGUGGUACCUCAGGUUAAGUACUUAAUUCGUUCCGGAGGUCCGUUCUUAACCUGAAACUGUUCUUAACCUGAAGCACCACUUUAGCUAAUUGGGCCUCUUGCUGUUGCCACGCCGCCAGAGCCCGAUUUCUGUUCUCAUCCUGAAGCAAAGUUCUUAACCUGAAGCACUAUUUCUGGUUUAGCGGAGUCUUUAACCUGAAGUGUGUGUAACCUGAAGCGUAUGUAACCUGAGGUACCACUGUAAAAGGGAAUUAAAUUCUAUUGAGCAAUGGGAACCACAAAGCCCCUGUCCAUGUAUGGCAGGGAUUAGAGUUGGAAAGAAGCAGAAAUGAUGGUGGGAAUGGCACAUAUCAAAGCCUGUAAAGUCAUGUGGAAGGCACUGUUGAAACUCCACAACCAUUUGUUGCCAGGAGGGUGCCCAAGUUAUGUAUGCACAAGGAGAAGUGGGUAGUAUUAGUGGCAGUUUAAGAGCCCCCAAAUAACAGUGUUUGAGGGAUGUGCUAUGCAGAGUACUCCUUUCACAAGCCCUGUCUCUUGGAUUGUAGCCAAUUUUCCAUGGAAUUAUUAUUAUUUUUUUUUAAGUGUGUGGAAGUAAACUAGGAGUCUAGUUCCAGCACCAGGAUUUGCCAGGAUUAUAUUGCUGAUGUGGAGGCAAAUGGGUGCUUUUCUUGUUAUUAUUGUUAAGCAAUGUUAUCGCAGGCGACUUCAUCAUCUUUAAUAUAUUCUCUUAUUACGUAACAUUUAACAAUGACUGUUUGUUCCCCAGGUAGUGCAGUUAUUUCUGUCUUAUUCCUAAAAGAGUACAUAAGAUCCGAAGGUAUAUUAGGUAAGUAAAUGCUUGCUGCCAGUCUAAUACUUGGAGUGCUGUUUUGAUAGGGGAAAUAAUGCUGCAUUAAUAACAAGAUAUAUUUAUGCCCCCAACAUUUGUCAGCUGGAGAUAAAUAUGCUUAUUUUAAAAUAGGUUGGAACAUAGUUUUAAUAAUAGGCAGGGUCAUCCAGUUUUGCUCCAAAAAAUGUUAUGCAAGCCUGGAUUUUAAACCCCAAAGUCCAUUGAAUCUAUUUUUUUCUGGUAAGUUUUCUUCCUGUUCCAAUCAUAGACUCAUAGAAUUGUAGAUUUGGAAGGGGCCACAAGGGUCAUCUAGUCCAACCCCCUGCAAUGCAGGAAUCUUUUGCCCAAUGUGAGGCUUAAACACACGACCCUGAGAUUAAGAGUCUCAUUCUUGACUGAACUGUCCUAGGUAGACUUUUAUCUGUAUCAAUUAAAUGGGCAUUUUCUGUUUAUGCUCAUGUUUUUGCUUCCAGUUUUUAAAUUGGGAGAUAAUACUUCAAUAUUUUACAUAUUUUGAUAUGUUUGACAACAGUAGGAGUCCUAUCAAAAACAAGGCAUCUAAUUGCUUGAUCAUUCUGCUCACAGCUCUUUUAAUGUUGAUAUUUGCACACAAGCUCUUUUUUAUAACAUUAAAAAAUAGUAACUGUUUGUUCCUUUUAUAGUAAUUUGGUUAUUUCCAAGAGCAUUUCAGCAAUGUUUUGCUGGCACACAUGAUCUCAGUUGCACAAAACACUGGACUUUAUGUCUGCCUCAAAAACAUUUUUGCAAAUUAAAUCUGCCUUGCUCUACGGUUCGUUUAUUAGAUAUGUGACUAGUUCCAGCAGAUAUUUUGGUUGCUUUAUGUAAGACAAUGAGUCUAUAGCUAUUUUUGGCAUUUGAGAUUACUCUGGCCAAUUGCUACAUAAAUGUUGUUGACAUAUUUGAGAUGGCUGUGAUUCUCAAACUUUGUCACAAUGCUUAUUCCCACAGCAGCUGUCCAUAGUCAUAGUUCUGCUCAUGUGCUCUAAAACUCAACCAGAACACUAGGAUGUAUUCCUGGGAAAAGUAUUGUUUUCACUCACUAACCUUCACCCAACAAAAAGCUUUGGCACCAAAUUCAGGAAACCAGCUGGGCAGACAAGUCAGCCCAUUCUGGUCUUUGUCUUCACUAAGAUUAUGGAUGGGUCUACCACAAUGGGAUGUGUCAUUUCAAGGGGGUGAAACUUGGUUUUUGCAAAUUUAUUCAGUGAGGGGGUUUGGGGGCGUGAGGAAUUCAAAUAUGCUAUUAUUUUUGUGACUGGACAACAUUUAGCAUGGCAAAUCUUCAUUUGAUUAAAAAGCACAUCAACUACUCUUGGAAAACCAAAUAAUUUUAAUUUUACCUUCUGAAAAUGUUGGGUAAUGCUGUAAAAUUUUUAGUUUUUCUGCAUAAAGCACAUGCUACUAAGGAUACACUGUAAUCAUAAAACAACAUUAGAAACUAAUGACUUCAGCUAAUAAGAAAUUUAAAUAAGUUUCAUUAAGUCUUGCUUUGAUUUGCUCUUGGACAUCAGCCUCUGACUUGCUUCUUGGCCUGAUUUAGCCCUCACAUUUCUUAUGUCCAUAUACCCUGGCCGUUGCCUCUGCAACUUGUUUCACACAUCUCUCUAUAGACUGAACAUGAUAGGGCCACUGUGGAAUUUGCAUGGGCUCGUCAGUGAACUUCUCUACUUCCUCUGUAGUAAGUUUACAUGUCAAAGGAGGUUCAUAUAUCCUGUUAGACCAGUCUAUCAGCUCCAACAGGGACAAAGCACUGGUGAAAGGUGCCUUUCUAGACAUACAGAAAGAUCUCCCAGUGUUUCAUCAUCUCUGCCCCUCAGGUCAAUGAUCUUCUGGGCACCAGCUCUCCUCUUCUCAUUGUCAUAGGAGCAUGAGAGUGUAUGGAUUAUUUCACUGAAUGCAUACCAUGCUGAGCGCCAGGCAGUUGUCAAAACAGCAUCUACCACAGUCUUCUUUUGCAGCCUAACUCACCACAGCUGAAACAAGAAGUGGUGUGGGCCUUCUACUCAAGGAGUGUUUUACUUUGCUGUUGAACCAGCAGGGGUACUACACACAAAUGAUGUAUUCUAUUAACAGCCUUUAAGCUGUUGCGGGAUUUGCCUUUAAAGCCAUUGGAACAUUGGAAUAUGCAGCAAAACCUGUUUGCUGUUGUUAACCACCUUGAAUGGCUCACUGGACCAAUUUCAAGAAGGGCCAAAUCCAUGGGAAGGUUUCCCUGUCCUUACGGCCUAUAUGAUCCAGUACCCAUAUGCUUGAUCUGUAGACAGAUCCCUUAUGACAUUGUCACUCAGUGAAGCAAGAGGCUCUCUAACUGGGAGUUUGGUGGGUGAAGGAUCAAUUUCAAAUUCCAUAGCAAUGUCUAGCAGUGAUACCUGUCCACUUGCUGUUAGACAAGGUCUUCCCAUCAACUGCUUGUGAACAAGUGCCACAGAGGUAAUUUGUUGGUGUGGAGGGUUCAAACCAGCCAGAUCAGUUUACGACCAAGCUUGACCUCUAUAUGAUAUAUAUUAGUAAAAAUAGCAUACAAAAUGCACUAUAUUGCAUAUAACUCUUUCCAAAAAAUGUGUAUGUCAGACAAAAAUUGUGUAUAGUAGGGGAUAUUUGCACUAAAAGGCUGGUGGGUUUUCAUGAGGCUGGUUUUUGUUUUUGUUUUAAUUGUGAACAAGUAUGUGGAGAACUGAAUUUCAGAUUAGAAAAACAGGAAACAGGGAAUAACCAAAACUGACAGAAUUCACCCAUCCCUAGUGACGAUUUGCAUACUUUUUGCCUACGCAGAAGUGCUAUCUGUGUGGGAAUGUCUAUCUUGUUUGGAGUGCCUGUCAUUCGUGCAAAAUGAAGAGGAUGACUGGGCUCCCUGCGCAAAUAAGCAGGCAGAUGAUGCAGGCUGUUAGUGUAAUGAUUGUAUGGUAAUUGCACAGCUGUUGUGGGCGUUUGGAGAAAGAAAUUGAGUGCUGCUCCAAUAGCCCUAUAAUAUUUAGUUAUUUGGUCCAAGUGAUACAUGGAGAAUUCAUCCCUCAGCUGAUCAUGUUCCCCUUCAGUCUUGUACGCUGCACAAUGUUUUAACUAGAGUUCUGGGCUGAUUUAUUUUAUUUCUGCGAGUUUGUCUUUGCCAUGGAGGUUUUUUAACAAUGUUGCUGCAUUCCAUUGGAGUUAGCUGUACCAUGGCAGAUACGGUGAUUGUUGGGAGGUUUGUGCAAAUACAUAAAUAUAGAACACUGUGGGGACUGUUCCCCCCCACCUCUAAAUUGCGAGUGUGCUAUUAUGUCCCAUUGAUGUUCUUUGCAGUAGUCUGUGCCCCAGAAACUCACGUUCCACAUUGAUUUAUUGAUUUCUUUUAUUUUAUUUUUAUGGGAUGGGACCUCUAAAAUAAAAUUAAAAAGCAGCCUAGAAACCGCAUAGACCAAUUUAAAAUUGGCAUUUGGCAGCACCGAAGAACACAAGACAUACUCAUGAAGAAAAGCACAUGUCUGUAUGCACUUGCACGUUCAAGAACACUCUGUCACAAGCCCACAUCCUCUUUUCAAUGAAUGCAGUUACCACACAGCCCUUCCAUGAGUGAUGUAAAGAAAGAAACUGCUACCGAAGGAAGGGGAGCAGAAUUCCUCACUUUCCUGUGCUGCGAUCAUUAAUUUUCACACUGCUCCCCGCUUCCCUUGGAAGUGAUCUUGAGAUAUCAGAGUGCUUUCUGAAGGCUCUGUGCAUACAUCUUGCUGCCUGGGGAAAUCCGCAGAGUCCGCAGGCUUAAGGAAGAGUUCUGGCCACUUGCAGAAGCAGUAGCUAUUAGUGGUGAGAGGUAGGAGGGCAAUGUAACUAUCCCAAGGCAUCAGAGCUGUGCUAUGCAACUACCAGCUCUGCAUUCAAACAACUGCUACAUAUGCGGUUGCAUCCCUGAUUUCAGUGAUAUUUACUUUCCCCCAAAUCCAAAUGACCCUCAGCCCACAAUUAAGAUACCUGGCCCGGCAUGUGUCAAUGUUUCACAUCAUCCUGGUGUCUAGAGGCAGUAUUAUGACAGAGGGUUAGCAUACCAGAUGAUGCUAACCAGUUUGCACCAGGUAGAUACAAAUACUGGACAAUGAGACUACCAGCAUGUCAGAAGGAGGAUGGUUCAAUGAGUCACUGUGUCUUGCUGUUAAGCAGAAGGUUGGUGGUUCGAGCCCACCCAGGGAUGGCUGUGGACAGGAUUCCUGCAUUGCAGGGGGCUCGACCCUUAAGGUUCCUUCCAACUCUACAAUUCUGUGGAAUUGUGUUCUGAAAUAAAGUUAAAAUGCAAGCAACAAGAAUCGAAAACAUGCAAAGCAGAACGGAAAGACCACCAAAUUAGAGGAAAGGGAAGUUCAUUGAUUAUAUUACUUGGUAUAUCAUGGGUAAACUUGGGGAGUAAUAUGAGUAAAACUGCCUAAGACAGUUUGGAUGUAUAUGCCGCCGAAUCAUAGUCAGGAAAACAAAUGCUCUCAUUUCUGCAGUCCUGGUAGUAAAGUCCAUUGAACUUGGUGAGUAAUAUGAGUAAAACUGCCUAAGACAGUUUGGAUGUAUAUGCCGCCGAAUCAUAGUCAGGAAAACAAAUGCUCUCAUUUCUGCAGUCCUGGUAGUAAAGUCCAUUGAACUUGGUGGACUUCUGAGUAGACAUGCAUAGAAUUGUGCUGCCUCUGUGGUUGGAAUGUGACCAGGUCAUAGGAGAUAAAUGGAGUUUGUGCAUAAUCAUGGUCUCCUAAAUUUGAUCAAACUGCUGCUGUUUAGAAGGUUCACUCUGGAAACUUCCAGUUACGUGUUUUGUAAAAAAUAAUAAGAAGAACAACAUGUUUGCCUACAUGUAUUUAUUUUGAAAGGUGGAACUGUGACGAUGGCAGGAACAUUUUUGGUGGUGACCUUUGCUCCCCGCGUUACCCAGGAAGUCACGGCAAGAAAGAUACAGAAUGAUUUAGUUAACUGGCAGUUCCUGAUUUAUGUGGUGAGUACAGUAUGCAAAAGUCGCUGUUUGCAAGUGCUGUGAUUCUGGAACCCAGCCAGUUGUGCCUCCUUCCAGCAUCCUCCAAUAUAGUCCACCUUCCCCUCUGCGCAACAGUCAUUUGGCAUUCUGUGGCCAUUGCCGUUUCCACAAGUCCACUGCUACUUUCCUGUUGUGCAUGGAAGGUACCGUUUUCGACCACAUAACGAUCAGCACUCAGAGAAUGAGUUCCCUCUCAGUAUAGUCAUACCUCAGGUUACAGAUGCUUCAGGCUGCGUUUUUCGGGUUACGGACCGCUGAAACCCGGAAAUACUGGAAUGGGUUACUUCCGGGUUUCAGCGGUCAUGCAUGCGCAGAAGCGCUAAACCGCGCUUUGUGCAUGCGCAGAAGCACCGAAUCGCAACCUGCGCAUGCGCAGACGUGGGUUGCGAACGCUGCAGGUUGUGAACGUGCAUCCCAUACGGAUCUCAUUCGCAACCCGAGCAUUCACUGUACAGGGUAAUUCAGGCACUCUUGGUUUGCAGAGUCAACAGGUAUUUCUCGUGUGGGAACCGAUUGUUCUUUCGGUCAAGGAUGUUCCUGUUUGCUUACUUCAGCUUCUACUCCUUCCACAUUCCUUGGGUCAAACGGAGUGUGAAUUUAAGAGUGCCUUUCCAAACUAUAGGGAAAUGAGCAUAGAAAAAAAGGCAAGGCCGCCUCCGCAGUUAGCUAAAGGCUAGUGUAACAAAACUUUUUUUUCUACAUGUAGUGUAAGUUUGGGUUUGAUACGUUUUAUGUAAAAUGCUCUCAAAUGAGAGAGCUGGCCCAGAGAUUCUGCACUAGCUGCAGAAACUGACUCUGCAAAGGCUGCCUUGGACUUUCUGGCAUUCAAGAAAGGGUGAGAGUAAAUUCAUACUUUUAGAAGCAUGGCAUGACGUGCUAGAUGUCAGAGAGGGAGGCUCUGCUUGUGGUGGCCUUUGAGUGGAAAUGCCUGUUUAUGGGAAUCUUGACAGAAUGGAAAACAUGAUUUAUGAGUCAGGAAUGCAUAGGAUUCAGGGUAUAGUUCAGCACAGACCCUUCAUGUCUUGUAAUCCACCCCUGAAAGACAAGAGGAGUUUGUUUUUAGUUUUUUUGUGGGAGAAAGACUGUUCUAGGUGGAUGAAUUAAAUGUAGCUCAAAACUGUUUCUUUACUCACAUCUGUUCAGAGGUCCUUAAUCUUUGGGGACUGGUGAACGCAUCUGGAAUUUUGAUAAAGUGUUGUGGGCGCUGUCACAAAAUGGUUGCCAUUCAUAAACAUGCUAUGGCAUUUUAAAGCAGUAUCAGAAUCGCUUCUGUGAUCAACAGCAUGCAACGUUUCAAACUUCAGUUGCAUAUUCUGGCUUGAAAAUACGAUUGGUGAAAGCACAACUCUGCAACUUCUUGGUUAGUUCUAUAAAGGGAAGGAAAGGGAAAUUUGCAUAUCAGAAGAGGGAAGCCAGCAAGCCCAUAGCACACUCAACAAUUUCCUAGCCGUCAUUAAAAGCCUGGAGCCAAAAUAUCCACUAUUCUGCUUUUGUUUCCCCAUUAUUUUAAGCAAGCGCCUUGCCCAGCCAACAUGUCCAGUGUCGUUUCUUUGUCAACGAAUAAAAAAACUUUCUUAAAAUCAUGGACUUGUUAGGGAUAAAUACCUUUCCUCACCUUCUAAAGCUUUAGGCUGCAGUCCAGGGAAGCACUUAGAACACCCAUUUGAACAUGUUUUCAGAACAUUUACUGGCGACCUAUUUUUUUUCUGCAAGAAGUAAAAAGGGGAGUUUCCAAAUGUAACUUGCUGCUCUUUAUUGACUUGAACAGAUUGAGGGCAAUUUUAGAAUUUUAAACCUACAGUUCCAGAUUUGGAAGCUGGGAUACCAAGGAAUGCCCAUACCUGAUUGGCUGUUUUAUUUAUGUAUUUUCUUUAGGUUUUAUUGUUUGACCAUAAGCCAUAACAAAACUGAAUAUGCAGCACAGAUGUCUAAAAUCAUAAUGGAACAGAGUAAUCAUAUAACAAAACACAGAUGAUUAAAAUCAACUGUUUUUUUAAAGAAAUGAAUCUAACCACAUGCUUUUCUGUGCAAAUGAGGAAGAGGCAACUUUUUCAGUUACCAAACUCUCCUUACUCACAGGAAAUUAAAAAAAGGCUUCAGAAAUAAAUAUCAGUAAUAAAAGUUGAAAAGCAAGAUUCCCCCCCCCCACAUAGUGGGGGCUCUUCCCCACCUUCCCUGGGGUUCCUUAAGAAAGACUUGUGUGCUGGGAGGGAAGGCAGAUGAGGCCAGGAAACCUGUGCCAUCUGCUAUUGUAGAAGAAACCUAAUUGGUAGUACUGUAUUUUCCCAUAGCUGAAUGCUAGAACAUCUCUUUGCAUGCAGAUCCUUGGUUUAAUCCCCAGCAUCUCUAAGUGGGGCUGGGAAUGUUCCCCUGCCUGAUACCCUGGAGAUCCACUGUCAGUGUAGGACCAAUGGUCUGACUCAGUACUGGGUCCCUAUGCAUCUCAGAGAGCCGCUGCUCGUAAGAGUGCAACAGGGCUUGGUGGACAAAUAUUCUUACUCAAAACAGCUCAGCGAUAUAGAACAACUCUUUUGCCUGCAAAAGAUCCAAGGUUCAGUUUUCCUCGGCAUCUUCAGGUAGGGCUGCAGUGACCCUUGUCUGAAACUCUUGGAGAUCUGCUGCCAGUCAGUGUAGACAAUAUCAAGUUAGAUGGACAAUAUCAAGUUAGAUGGACAAUAUCAAGUUAGAUGUGCAGAUGCCUGAUUAUCGUCUUCAAAAGCAACUACUUAAAAAUGGAAAGCAUAAUGCUGCUGGUCAACAAAAGAGGUUUAAAGACUCUCUCAAGGCAAAUCUAAAAAAAUGUAGUAUAAACACUGACAACCAGGAAAUACUGACCUGCGAGCGCUCCAACUGGAGAACAGCCUUUACCAAAGGUGUUGUGGGCUUUGAAGACGCUCCAACUCAGGAUGAAAGGGAGAGAUGUGCUAAGAGGAAGGCAUGCUUGGCAAACCCUCACCAUGAUCAACUCCCGCCCGGAAACCUAUGUUCCCACCGUGGAAGGACGUGUGGAUCCAGAAUUGGCCUCCACAGUCACUUAGGGACCCACUGUUAAAACCAUGUUUAUGGAAGUCAAUCUUACUUGGCUACGAGGGAUCGCCAAAGAACAAAAAGAAGAUGGACCAAUGGCCUAACUCUGUAUAAAAAAAUUUCCUGUGUUCCUAUGUAAAAGGGCUUGACGGGUGAAUAGUAUUACCUAGCAGAAGGGAAUACUAGGUAAUACUAUAUUAGGUCAGGGCCAGCGCAAAAGAGUUUUAUGUAUGCAUACCCACCGCUUCCAGGUCAAAGAAGCACCCACCACAUCCCAACAUCUGCACUGGAAAGUGGAAAUUCACCCCAUGGAAUGUGUCUACUAAGCAGCAAUCUCUGGCCCAUAUGGAAGCCGCUUUGGAGCGGGGCUGCAGUGCAUGUGGGGGUGUUGCUGGUGAUUAUGAAGCUCCAAGCCCAGUCUGCGUGCAGCGUUAAGGAAAUCUCAUCUGCAGAAUGUCUUGCAAAGCAGCCUCUCCUCGCGUACCAUUAACUCUGCUGGUAUAUUUUUCUUUUAUGCAACCUUUUGACAGGUAGUUGGCUAGGCAGUGAUUGAAAACCAGUGCAGAGUUACAAAUGCAUUGCAGGUGUUCUGAGCAGAACUGCGCGUUCAGUCCAAGUUUUAUUGAUGAGGGUGGAGGAACAGAAGAGUAAGUGAAGGUAAUUAAUGCAAGUGGUAAGUAAGAUAAGCCAUAGAUUGGGCUGCAAUCUUCAAGUCACCUACAGCAGAGUAGUCUCGUUGCAACUGGAGGAUGGCAGGCACUGCUACGUAUAGUGGUGGCUCAACGUGAUUAUACAUAGUUAAAAUUGGAUGCCUUUGCUUGCCAGAUUAUUACUGCAAGAACUCUCUCUCCUCUCUCCUUUGUUUUAAAUCUUUUCAAGGCUGUAAAAAUAAAGUAGGCACUUGAAAGGGUAAGAGAACUAGACAGCAAAAUGUGAACAUUUCUUAGGAAAGGUUUAUAGGAAUAAUUGUUUGAUAAAUGGUGGUGAGGUUACCCCUCUUACUCAUCCCUUUAAAGGGGGAGAUAAGUAUGUGACAUCUUGUUAAAGAUUUUGUCUGAAGCUUUUAUUCUGCAUUUUAGCAACUUAAGCCUUUUACGCUUUUUCUUUUCAGAUCCUGGCAGUAAUAGCAUUCUGCAUUCUUUUGUAUUUCCAUAAAAGAAAGAAAGUGAAUCACAUUGUGAUUUUGCUAACAAUGGUAGCAGUGCUAGGUAAGAAUACGGCUCGUCUGCAAUGUUUUGUGCUGAUUUUGUGCACAUUGUUCCUUUGUUCUCUUUUAUUUUGUGGUGGCUGAUCCCGAAACUUCUUGCAGGGCUCCAGAAUUUUGCCCCCCUUGCCCCACUUCUUCAUGCUAACUUAUGUGGGUCUUGAGUAUCUAUGCAGCAGAAUGCCACAUUAGAUAUUGGUUCUACGUCAGGCUACAGGUGGAGAAUACCGCUGUUGAAUCCUAUGCCACAUCACAAUCUCUUUGUGAGUAGAAAGCUAGAGCACAGAAGAGGACAGGUUCCUGCUGGCUUUCUAUUUGCAGGGAAAUUUUAAGCACAGAUGAACAUCCAUAAAUUGUAUGUCCAGCUUGCAGUCUGAAGAGUGCAGACCAUUCAGUCAAAUCAGAACUCUGUCCACAUCUUUCUGCUGCAAAUAUACACUUGGGGAGAGAUUAUACGUAGGGCAGUCAGUUCAUGGAACAUAGGUGCCAAGACUCCACUGUUGCCUUCUCUGAGCUAUGACAUGUCAUGAACAUUUGCCCCACUGAGCAGCGGCGUAGCGUGGGUUGUCAGCACCCGGGGCAAGGCAAGUAAUUUGCGCCCCCUAACCCGGGGCAAGGCAAGUAAUUUGCGCCCCCUAACCCGGGGCAAGGCAAGUAAUUUGCGCCCCCUAACCCCUAACCUGCCGCCGCUGCCAGCUUCUUCUUGCUGCUGCCUGGGCUGGUCUGGUGUGGUUCUUUCCCGCGCUCAGCGCUGCACUGGGCGGCCGCUGCACUGUCCCUCCCCCAGAUAGUCCCUCGCUCUCUCUCCGCACCGCACGCCUGGCACCCACCCCCUCCACAGUGGGCGGCGACCCAGCGGCUUGGAUCGGAUUCGCACAGCCAGCACUGCAGUGAGAGAGAGUGAGUGAGCCAGGUAGGGGCAGAGAGCUGCGAGUGCGAGCGCGCCCCCCCAGAUGUUGCGCCCGGUGCGGCCGGCCCCCCCUGCACCCCCCACGCUACGCCACUGCCACUGAGCAUUUCUGGGGAUGCUCCUUGAUCCAUCUUUGUCACUUGAAGCACAUAGGGGCACAGUGGCUAGGGAUACCUUUUAUCAGCUUUAGUUGGUAAGACAGUUAUGGCUGUUCUGGACCACUUGAUCCCAGAGAGAGUGAAUUAGAGAGUCUGUCUGAAAUUCCUUGUUGCUUGAAAAGAGAUUUCGACCAGCACUAGCUGAAGUAAACAAACCAAUAACUCAAGCAUAAAAACCCAAGCCUAUCCAAGCACUUUGUGGAAGUGUAUAUAAGCUGUGUGUCGAGAUGGGCAACAGGAGACCUAUUCAGUUUUUGUCUCUCAUUUGCAUACAUAUUUUCCCCUUAGAGUUGGAGUCAAAGCAAAUAAAAAAUUUAGUAUUGUACAUUUGUUUGCGUUUCUUCAUGGUGCACUCAAGCUGAAACAUAUUCCAUUGUUUGCACAGUAAAACAGUCUUCAACCUAGAAGAAUAAAAAUUAUGCAUAUAUGCCACAGUCCCUGGAGAACAUUCCUUAGUAAAAACCAUUGAAUUUAAUGGAAUACAAGUUAUACACUGUGUCUUCUGGAGGAGAUUGGACUUGGUGGGCUAUGGUCAUGGGCUACAGGGUUUUUUUAAAAACUGGUCGUAUUAAUGAUGUUCACACAUUGAAAUUACCAGCUUGGAUUUAGGUGACUUAGUGGAGUACAUUUCACACAACAUUUAUGUGUGCAUUAGAAGUUCUCAUGUCUCAGUAUUUUCUUGGAGACUCUGGGUUUGCUUCUUCCCCCUUUAUAAUGAUACCCAGUUUGGAAAGUGCUUGAAGACAUUUAAGGGCCUUACACUGCAAUUCUGUACAUCUCUACCCCGGAAUAAGUCCCAUCAAAUGCUAAGGGAUUUUUAAGUAGUUAUGCAUAGGAUUCCAAUAUUGAUCUGUAUCUUUUAUGCUGAAUUAAUCCUCUCCUGUUGAAUUCAGCCAGAGCAAGACAUCGUGAUCUCAGAAUAGCUCCAGUUUACACAGAAUUUCAUGCCUAGAAAUUAACUGGUGUGCUGCUGUUUCCUGCAAAACACACGGGCAGAGUGUGAACAACAGCCACGUGUUCAUAAGCACCCAUGUGUGAGAGCUCUGAUAGGUCUGUUGCCAAUACAUGUAGAGCAGCUUUUAAGAGCACAUGUCCUGUCUUUUGCACUUUGCUACAAGAAACAUCACUGCAUUUGCGUGUUGAGACCUUUAAACCUCCCCCCCUAAAUAAAUUCAGACAAGACUCAAAUUUUGGUUUGGUUUUUGGCAGAAUUUAGGCCACAACUUUAUUGAUUACAGCAAGUGAAUGGUUGCAUAUGCUCUGGUUCAACUAGCUCCCUGCACCAUUGCAGGUAACGCUGACCCAGGACACCAGCCAAGGGUGAACACCUGGAUAAGCGGAAAUCCGGGAACAGGCUAUCUCCGCCACCCAAGUGCCCCCCUGGAGUCAUGCACAGGCACAACCCCCUCACAGGGGUUGACCAAACCAUUGAGUCCCUGAUUCCUUAAACAGAAUACCCUUCACAUAGGGAUGGCGAGAGCAUUCUCCCAUCCCUGUCACCUGAACCAGAGCCUAUCCGCAACCUUACAAGUUGUGAUGAUUUGCUACAUGGCAGGCGAAACCCAAAUGGCAACAGCCAUUCAGCCAAAUGGGGAAAAUUCCUGCCGGGCCCCAUCCCAGUGACAGGGGUGCAUAGCAAGGUCAAGUGUGCAAGCCCUAAAUAUAGGGAGAGGCGGGCGGGUGUUCCGAUGCAAGCACCGAAAGAGGAAGCUCUGGGCCAUGUGCAUAGGGAUAUAUAGGUCCCUUGAUCCGUUUUGCCUGCUUCCCAUUGGCCUGAUUGAACCCUGCAUCAAGGGACCUACCAAUCGGGUGUUGUGGCUAUCCAAACGUACCCACCCACAACACGGGGUUAGGUUGCCAGGUCCCACUACAACACAUGCCCUCUUUAAGGGAGGACCCGAUUUGUGGCAGACAUGAUUGUUGCAUAAAGUACAGGCUGGAGUUGCCUGCCACAGCUGAACAAGCAAAUUCAGUUUGCUUUCUGAUGUCACAGCUAGCCAAAUAUGUACCAAUCAUGAUAAAUAUGAUAUCUGUAUGGUGUUGUUGCUAGUUUGCUUAGACCAGGGUGUCAUUCAGUAGCUGCCAGGAGCAACUGAAGCAGUAGAAUAAUCAGGGCUUUUUUUCCCCAGCUGGAACUUGCCAGAACUGAGUUCUGGCACCUCAGGAAAAAUAGCACUGAGAAUAAUCAUUGUUCUAGGUUGAAGGGUGAGGAGAUAGAACCACUUGACAAAGUCAUUGACUGCAAUUUCUGACAUUUCCAACUUGUUUUCUGAUUGUCAGUCAAAGAGCAGUUUGCUUUGUAAACCAUCAAAGGAAGGGUGAAUCUCUUUCCCAGUCGUUCAAGAAUAGUAUCUUUAAUAUGAGCAGCUAAAAAUCCCAGAGCUGGGAAUUAGUCCUUAUAAAUGUGUUAAAAUAAUGUCCCCAUUUGGAUAUCUUUUUAAAUGGAAUUUAAGGAGAGUCCUGUUGAACCAGACCAGCUCCAUCCUUUGGGAAGCCCAUAUGCAGUGCAUGGAAUCAAUAGCCUCCCCCUGCUGUUGCUACCCUGCAGCUGGUAUUCAAUGGGCUAUAGCCUGUGAACGUGUAAGUUUCAGUGUAGCCAUAGAUAAACCUCCACGAAUUUAUCUAAUCACCCUUUAGAGCCAUUUAAGACCAACACACUUUCCUACAUUCUGCCUCCCCUCAGGGCAUGAUGUGUAAACCAGCAAGGAACUAUGCUAUAAUAUUUUAUUGUGAAGGAGUUGUUUUAGUGUCUGUCCUCCGUUACCCAUAUGUACAACUCACUAGAGGUGUGGUGUGGUGUGUGAAUACUUUCAUAGAUUUGUCACAUUGGUCUUAAUAAGCAGAGAGAUCUGUGUUUCAUACAUUUGGGUUCGCUUUUAUUUCCCCCGGAAUAGGAGCAGGGAAGUGUUGGUAUAAAUCUGCAAAUGCUUUGGGCGAUGCAGCUCUGUAAACUGACUCAUCGAGAAGCACCUUGCUUCAUGCCUAAUCUGGAAUUUACAGUAUGGUAGACUGAAAUGGGAGAGACUGAGCAGGAUUUCUGCGUUUCCUGCUGUUGCAGAUGAUGUCACUUUUCAGCUGCUGCAUUGCUAGCUAAAGGGGAUCUGUUAUCGGUCAGCAAAAGCCGUUUGUCCCUCUUUGGUGCUGCGUUAACCAGAAGAACAAUUUCUGCAUUUAAUAUUUAAAGAGGCUCUUAGGGGCUUCCUAUGCCUGAUUGUUAAACUUAUAUAGAAUCUGGGUGGAAAGAGUCCCGCCAUCUCUGAUAAUACUGUCAGCUUUAAUAUAUUCACCUUCCAGCAAUAUAGCUGUCAGCAGGAAGGACGGAAAUGGCAGGUUUUAUUGGAAAACUUUUAUUUUACACCAUUUGACUCUGUUUCCACAUAGCUUCGUGCCAGCACUGAACUUGCCGAGUUUAUCUCCCAUUGUUUUACCUUGGCGCUUGUGUUGGCCAGAUGAGGUACAGAACAGUGUAAUUGCCUCUGUGAAAAAAAAGGGUAAUUGUAGAUGACAAAAUCAUAGAGCAGCCAUAGAGCUGUGUUGCUAAGAGGUUUGUUUCUCCUUUUUACCCAGAUAUGCCCAUCGUAUCUGCCCACGUCACAUAUAUUAACAAUGUCACUUACUUCUCACCAUGUAUUUGUGAUAGUCCCUACAAGACAUAAGGCUUGUCCACACUAGAGCAAAAUGUGGAUUUGCACCCACCAGUCUCCCCAUUGAUACAGGAGGGUCCACAAGACAUCCUCCCCAUUGUAGUUUUGUCUUGGACUUUUCCUUCUUUAAAUGCAGGGGUGUGUGUGUGUGUGUGUGUGCUGAUCCUUGGAAAGUCCAAAGUGUCCAGGAUCAAGAAACUCCACAUUUACAGGGGGAAAGGUUCAGAACAACAGUGGGGCAACAUCUGCUUUUUGCUCUGAUUCAGACAAACCCUUAGGAUCCAAGCAAGUUACUUGUUUUCCUGUGUGCACCAUUGGUGAAGGAUGAAUUUAGGCUUAGUAAAAUAUUUCCAGUGAGCUAUACCAUGUUGUACAGGGAAAUGUGAAAGGCUGACUGGUAACAUGGGAGACUUUCUUAAUGCAAAAUAUCAAGAUCAGGUGGGUGAAUUUCAAGUCAUUCAAAAAAUAAGAUAUCCAGAGGUUUAUGGGUAACUAUAUAGGACUGGAUCCAGAUCCCAUUGGAGUCAAUGGAACAGGUUAGCCAUACCUAAGUUCCAUUGAUUUCAGUGGUAGUGAAGUGCACCUAACAUGUGGAGAAAUCCUGUACAUGUCUGCUCAGAAAUCAAUCCCUCUGAAUUCAGUGGGACUUGCUCUUAUAUAAGUGUGUGUAGGUUAUGCCAGCCUUAGGGUGUGUACACAUUAGCAGCUUGAAACACGGUGAGAUCAUUCCCCCAAGUUUAACACUGCUUUCUUGGAUUCCUGUACACACUAGAGAGGGGGCAGAGAUGUCUUCACCCAAUGCCCAGUACUUGAUUUGUUUCCCCACACCGAAUUCCAGUUCACCAUAGCUGUCAUCUGCGCAUGUACUAUCACCUGCACAUGUGCAAUGGCUGCUUGAAAUGUACACAUCUUGCCUUAACUGUGGCUUCUGUUUUAUAACUGGAUGGAAGCUGGUCUCAGGGGAAUAUUUCUCAAGAAACUACAGGAUAUGAAUGAAUUGUGGCUAAUGUCAUGUGCAUUUAGCUUUAGACACCAGUGUUGGGAGCAUGCUGGAGCCAGAGUAAGUGGUAAUGUGCACACAGCCUAAGUCUGGAUCCAAUCCAGAGAAAUUAGGCCAAGAAACCAAUGAAUAAUAUAUGCCUGCCCAUUGAUAGAUAUUUUUAAAACAUCCUAUUGGCAGGUACCCUCACUAUAUUGUUUUAGAUGCCUGCUGUAAACCUGGGAUGGGGGUGGGAUGCCCAGCCUAGCCAGAAACAUGAUUUAGCUACCUAUAUUGAUUUUUAAUUUUUUAUAUUCGAUUUUGAUUAUGGUUUUCCUGCGUAUUUGUUUUUUCAACUGGGUUGUGGAUUUUAGCUGUGUUCUAUCUAUAAUUUUAUUUGCACACCACUUUUUUUAAUCAAGCAGUUUCUAACAUUUCCAAGUAAACAAUAAAUACAAAUGAAAGCAACCAGAAAUGAAUUCAAACACAAUUGGUUCCGCUCACUUAAAACACAACACUUUUCAUCAGUACCUAUUCAAGACAUUGAGGCAGGAGUCACUGAGAGAGAAGAUAUUCAGAUAAUGUGCAUGCAUGAAUCAGCCUGUUUUGUUUUCCAGCAUCUCUGAACGUCGUUUCAGUAAAAGCCGUGGCAACCAUGAUUACACUUUCUGUGAGAGGGAACAUGCAGCUAACCUACCCUGUUUUCUAUAUCAUGUUCAUUCUGAUGGCAGUAACAUGUGCUUUCCAAGUCAAGUAAGUUUCUAACAUAUUCACCUACCAUCUUAUUACCCUAUUAACAGCCAUUUGCUAAUUUCUGUUCCUCUACUUAAUGCUUCGUGUCAUAGCGUAGCUUAUACACCCAACUUCUAACAGGCCCUCUUGGCCCAACUCAGCGCUGAUGGUUUCAGGCCAGAUGCAUUAUUAUGCGCUCACUUCUAGUUUUGAUUUAUGAGCGCGAUGCUUUAUUUUGCUGUUAACUAGCCAUGCAGGUUUUCCUAAAUGCACUUUUACAUUUGCUGAGGAUUUCAGACCAGAUGAACCUUGCUGGUUUCCUGCUGCUUUUUCAUUCUGACAUUUUCCACAGCUUUUACACCCACUGCCAGUCACUAAUAAAACUAACACCCUGCUCUGCUUUCACUAAUUUCGCCAUCUCGUUCCCCCGUGCUGCUUUGUAUUCGCAGGUUGUAGCAACACAAUUUCCCUUGUCCGUUUUUUUAUUUAUUAUUACUAUUAAAGGGGAAGGGGCUUAAUCUCCCCAGAAUACUCAUAUAAUUAUGUCUUCAAAAGUGUUCUUCUUCCAGCUGGGAUUUCCUUCCUGUCUUUUCAAGGUCUGUUCAUUGAUUAACCUGGCUGUGAUGAUAGUUCUCACAGAAGACAGGGGGCUGCUGCCGAUAAUAGCAUUUCCGUGUCUAGUUCUCCCCCAAACCUUUAGACUGUCCGGUAGUUUAACUCACUCUAUGCUUUGGUAUCAUUAUGCCCUGUGUUUCCCCACUCUCACCAACUGCAGGCAACGUGAACACAACCUGACGUUGCUAUUUUAAUAAUAGCAUUUAUUAGCAUUUUUGUUGUUCUGUUAUAAGACGCUUUGAGCAUAUAUCUAUGGGAAAGUGGAACGCAAAAUUUAAUAAACAAACUAGAUGGACUUUUGGUCUGAACUAGCAGGGCUUUUCUAAUGUUCUUAGGCUUAAACCGCAUUUUCUAAUGUUCUUAGGCUUAAACCGCAUGUGAGCCAGUGUGGUGUAGUGGUUAAGAGUGGUGGACUCGUAAUCUGGUGAACCGGGUUCGCGUCUCCGCUCCUCCACAUGCAGCUGCUGGGUGACCUUGGGCCAGUCACACUUCUCUGAAGUCUCUCAGCCCCACUCACCUCACAGAGUGUUUGUUGUGGGGGAGGAAGGGAAAGGAGAAUGUUAGCUGCUUUGAGACUCCUUUGGGUAGUGAUAAAGCGGGAUAUCAAAUCCAAACACUAAACUCUCUAAUCCCACUCUAUUCCACCUCUGUCUCUUGAAAGUAUCCUGGGAAAUGUGGCUUACCCCUCGCAGAACUGCAAUUCCCAGCACUCUUAACAAACUACACUUCCUAGGAUUCUUGGGUGGGUGUGUGCUUUAAAUGUAUGGUGCGUAUACAGCCUUUAUGGUGGUUUUCCUAAGACCACCUGGUGCACUGAUAUCAGAAUUAAGAUUCAAACCAGGAACUUUGCAGCUGACACUUUUACAGCUUUUCCUCUUGUAGCCAAACAUAACUCAAAACAUAUUUUAGUGCAGGGGUCACUAACCUGUGGCCUUCGGUAUGUUGCUGAACUACACCUCCCAUCAGUUCUAGCCAACAUGGCCAGUGGUUAGGGAUGAUGGGAUUUGUGGUCUAUCUAUAGCUGGAGAGCCAAAGUUCUGCCAUGCCUGUUUUAGUGACUCAUUUGAACAGCUUUUUUUAUUUUAGAGGAGGGGGUAGCAUCUUCAUGCAUUUAUGUUGGAUUAUUUUUUUUCAGAGUGUCAUUGGUAUGACUGGCCAAAAGUAAUGAGGUGUCUGCAGUGAUUUUGAAAUCCUGACUAUGCCAUGAAUAUGCAGGAUUUUUAUUUUAUUUUUAAAGCUCCAUGGAGACUGCUCAACGGUUGCUAAAAUAACUUUGCAGUCACUCCUAAUGUCUAAAACAGAUUAGAAGCUGGACUUUAAUGUUGUAUCAAUAGGCCAUUUGGAGGAUCACUCUUUUUAAAGGAUGCACACCAUUUUCUACAUGAAAUUAAGAAUUCUAUAUUCAGCUGCUGAUCCAGGUUUUUGGGGAUGUAGUGGGUGUCCCCCAGUGUUGUUUUUUUUUUAAGCAGCUCUUUUGUCAAUUGAUAAGGCAGAAAUGGAUGGAAGCUCUGAUGGUCAGAAAAGAUUCGACACUUCCUCACAAAAUAAAAUAUUUAAAUUCAGGACUAAAUAUUAAAUAACAGGUUUUGAAACCAGCAGCCGUGCCUACCCUAAUAAAUAAUAAUAUAAUAUAACUACUGUUCUUAAAAUACAUCAACAUUUUUAUGUUUUGGUGAUGUGCAACCCUCUGUUAUUUUAUGAAAUGGCAGUACAGAAAUACUUUUAUUAAAUAUAAAUACUGGGUUGUUUUUAUUUUUAUUAGGUAUUUUGUGGUUUUGUAUCUUGAUUUUAUUCUGUGAACUGCCCUGAGACCCCCAGGUAUAGGAUAGUAUAUAAAUUCAAUAAAUAAUAAUAAUAUACAAACUGAGUAAUUCUUACAAGAACCUUUUAAGGUAGGCCAAACAUUACCUUGGGAACAUAGGUAGCUGUACUAUAACAUGAUUGUUUGUCUAUUGUCUACUCUGACUGAUAGCAGAUCUCACAAGAUCUCAGGCAGGAUCCCCAUUCUGUAAGAUUGGGUCUACUAGACAGUGGCUUGACUUGAGCCUGCCUGGUGAGUUUGUGGCAGAAAUGAAAUCUUAGCCAGGAAUUUCCUGAGCCACUGCACUAAAUGAGUUUUUCCGUGCCGUCCAUGGCCAAAGGUGCCCAAGGCAGAAGAAGAUGGGUGAUUUCCUUCGUUUCCUCCCUAGAAAGAUAAGUAAUGGGAAGGGUGAGAGGGUGUGGUGGUUUUUCUCACAGGCUUGUUCAUCUGUGUUAUUCUGCACUGAGUAAUGCUCAUGUUUUGAAGUACCUGCCAGGAACUAGAGUAUUUUGUAACAAGUUCCAUAUACUCAAAGAGGCUUUUGGCUUGGGUUUUUAAACAGCAUUUAUUUAUUACAUUCAUAUCCUGCCUUGGUUCUUCUGUUUGCUUCUCUCGCUGCCCUUUUAUCAGCAUAAGAUCCCUGUAAAGUCAAUAACGUUGACAGAGAUAGUGGCUGUAAACACACCAGUCAUUUGAAGAGCACCCAAAGAGUUCCUCACAGAGCUCCAAUUUCCAGUACCCUUAACAAACUAUAGAUCCUAGGAUUUGGUGUGUGUGUGUGUGUGUGUGUGUGUGUGUGUGUGUGUGUGCUUUAAAUGUAUGGUAUAUAUGCAGUCAAUGACUGGUCCAAGGUUACCUAGUGAGCUUCACUUCUGAGUAUGGAUUUGAACCUGAGUCUCCUCAUUCCUAGACUGAGAUUCUACUGAUAAUACCAUACUAGCUGAUACUGCCAGGCAAAUCAAUUUAGAAUCAUUCAAGAGUUGCUUAUGAUAUAGCCUGGAGGUUUGCUGUUCAAAGAAAGACAUUUUUAAAAACAACUGAGCAUGCUGCCCAAGCCUGUUAGACCCCUGGCUGCAGUAUUUGAUAUUUUGAUUUUAACCUAAUGUAGUUUGUGGAUUUAAAAACCUUUUUAUUUAACCCCCCCUUUUUUGCGGACUUAUUAAAAUAAACUUCAAAGCCUAAGAGUUUCCCAUAGUUUUGUAAGGCUGCGAUCCUUUGCACACUUAUCUAGGAGCAAACUCUGUUGAGCACAGAGGGACUUCCACCUUGGUCGAUGUACAGAGGAGUGUCUUCCAACUCUCUAUGCCAGGGGUCAGCAAACUUUUUCAGCAGGGGGCCAGUCCACUGUCCCUCAGAACUUGCGGGGGGCUGGACUAUAUUUUUAAAAUAAUAAUAAUAAUGAACUAAUUCCUAUGCCCCACAAAUAACGCAGAGAUGCAUUUUAAAUAAAAGGACACAUUCUACUCAUGUAAAAACAUGCUGAUUACCGGACCGUCCGUGGGCCAGAUUGAGAAGGCAUUUGGGCCGGAUCCAGCCCCCAGGCCUUAGUUUGCCUACCCAUGCUCUAUGCCAGCGUGUCUCAACCUGUGUGUCCCCAGAUGUUGUUGGACUACAACUCCCAUCAUUCCUGAGCUCUGGCCUUGCUAGCUAGGGGUGAUGGGAGUUGUAGUCCAACAACAUCUGGGGACCCACAGGUUGAGAACCGCUGCCUAUGCAAUAUGAAGAGCUUUGGUUCCAGGUCAAACUUAAAAGAUCAGAAUGUCAUCUGCACCAAAAUAUAAAAGGGGGGGCGGGACUGAGGUCUAUGGAAAUAGAAUCAUAGAAUCUUAGAGUUGGAAGAGAUACCAACGGUCAUCUAGUCCAACCCCCUGCAAUGCAGGAACCUCAGCUAAAGCCUCCAUGACAGAUAACCAUCCAACCUCUGUUUAAAAACCUCCAAGAAAAGAGAGUCCACCACCUCUCCUAAGAGACUGUUCCAUCGCUGAACAGCUCUUACUGUCAGAAAGUUUUUCCGAAUGUUGAGUCAGAAUCUCCUUUCUUGCAACUUGAAGCCAUUGGUUCAAGUCCUACCCUUCAGAGCAGGAAAAAACAAGCUUACUCCCUCCUUAAGAUAUUUGAAAAUGGCUAUCAUAUCUCCUCUCUGUCUCCUCUUUUCCAGGCUAAACUUACCCAGCUCCUUCGAGCGCUCCUCAUAAGGCUUAGUUUCCAGACCCUUGGUCAUCUUGGUUGUUGCAUAUAUGACGAAUGCUGAUACUUUGGAUUUUUCUGCUCUGUUUUUUAGUAAUGGUGGAGAAGCAGCCCAGGAAGAGCUGAUCUCAAGAGCAUGCAUUGCGUCUCCUUGGAGCGUUGGAAUGCCAACUGGCCAGUUGUUGAUAAAUGCUGGCUGCCCUGGCCUGUGAAUUCUUAUUGACGUGACUCUAAAAGUGCAUUGACUUUCUCCUCAUAGGUUUUUAAAUGAAGCAAUGAAGCUCUAUGGUGCAGAAGAGGUCAUCCCAAUGAACUACAUAUUCUUCAGCAUUAGCGCUAUUGUGGCAGGUUAGUAGGUACCCUGGUCAACCAAAUAAAGGCAUCAGAACUGGGAGCUCCAUUGUGUUCUUGUGUGCAGAGCUCACAAAGAUUCAUUGUGACUUCCCACCCUCCACCCAGGGGGGCCUGAAAUGUAUGGGGCCUCUCUCUUUUCCUCCGGCUUACCAAUGAGCAUUUGCUUAGCAUCAUAUAUGGCAGUCACAAUGCAGUCAGAGUUAAUCACAUUGCAAGUUCCAUUGACGGCAAUGAUAGAGAGUCAUUUGACAUCUUUCCGCAGGGCCUGCAAGAUGGAGUUCUUCCGCCAGUCCUUUGGUCAGGGCUCAGCCUGACUCCCCUUUUGUUUUUGUAUAAGAACUAAUAGGAAAGAGGACUCCCAGCACUCUCACAGGCCCAUAUAAGAUCAGUGUAAACAGUUGGGCCGAUGAGCACUUACUGUUCCCAACCCUAACCCUGCGGAAAGCCAUCUAAUUAGACUUUAAUUUGAUUUUUUAGGAGGUAAUUUAAUUAUUGUUUGAUUUUAUACUAAUGUUAUAUAUCUGAUGUUAGCUGCCCUGAGCCCGACUUCAGCUAGGGAGGGCGGGAUAUAAAUAAAAGUUGAUUAUUAUUAUUAUUAUUAUGUGCUCAAGUCUCUCAUUGAAAUCUAUGGGAGAGGGACUUCCGGCGAGGCAGCAUGGCGGCUGCAACAGCAGAAAAGAGCUCCUGAAGCCAGCCAGAGUAAAAGGCUCUGUCUGGCCGACUCCUGGGCUCCCAGGACUGCUGCCGCCAGCACCGCCAGCGGAGAGGAAUCGGGGGUGCCCGGGAGCCUAUCAAAGGAGCCAAAACACCCCCCACAGAGAUUGAGCCGGAAAGACACCCGACCACCCCCAACAGCCGGGAGGAGCUCCAAAACCAGGAGGACAGUGGAGCUAACGCAGAGAGGGAGAAAAAGAAAAGGGGGAAAGAAAAAGGAGCCCCAAACUUACCGCUGCUGCCCCCAUCUCUGCUGACAAGAAAGCAGAGGAGAGGUAGGUGAGCACGGGAAGGCAAAAGAGGCUCCGGAAAAAACACGUGGCUGAGCCCCACCGGGAGCUCCAGCAGCAAGGAAAACAGAGAAGCUGCAUAACAAAGGGAUUUCCCCCUUUCUUUCUUCUCUUUUCUUUUUUUAACCCCCUUUGUUUUUAACCCCUUCCUCCCCUCCCUCCCCUUUAAAAUAUAUAUAUAUAUAUCUUUUUAUCCCUCCCCCCAUAUACCUACUUUUAUCACUUUUCUUUUUAAAAGAGGGGCCACUGCUGCUGCAGCCACCCUUUAUUUGAAUCUUUAUUUUUAUUGCUAUCUUUUCUACACACUAUUUAAAGACACACUUUUCCACACACACACUCUGAAUUCAAACCUCAUUUUAUUUCCACCUCAAACUCCCCUCUUAAGAACUAAAAUGGCAGUACCCAGGAAACAGCCCUGAACCAUCACAGGCCAUUUCCUGGGACUGCCACUUCGCCCCAGACUUUCCACUCUCUUUUACCUAUCCUCUUUUACCUAUACUUUACUCAUUUUUAAAAUAAAAUAAAAUAAAAAGCUCUAUCUAUCUAUCUAUCUAAAGACAACCCCCCCUUUUUUUUUUAACCUUUAAUUCUCAUUUUUAUAUUUUACCCGUACAUUUUUAAUUACUUUUUUACAAACAAAAAAUAAUAACAAUAAUUAGGGGAAAAUAUUAUUAUUUAUUUAUUUAUUUUAAAAAAAAGAAACCAUACAAUUUUUCCUCCCUCUUUCUCUUUUUAAAGCCCUUUCUUUUCUAUUUGUUGGCUUGUUCUUGAGGGGGGAAUCUUUCGCCCCCAGCUACGACCACCACUCUCUUUUAAAACAAAAACUUCCUCCAUAUCACUGCUAUUGCUAUUGAUACUCUCCCCCUCAACUCCCCUCCUUUUUAUUUUUCUCUCCCUUUUUCUCUCUCUCUCUCUCUUCACCCCUCCUCAUUUUUUCCUUUUAUCCCACCUUUCAUUUCCCAUCCCCAAUUUUGUUCUCUAUCCCUUUAAUUUUUUUUUUAAAUCAACCCCCCCUUUUUAGCCUGUUCAUCAGUUUGUUUUUGAGAGGGAGCCCUUUCCCCCACCCACUAUUUUAAAAUAAGACUUUCCCCCAUACCAUUGCAGCAGCUCACCCUCCCUCCCUCCCCUCUCCCCCUCUCUUUUCUUCUCCUUCCUUUUCCCACCCUUCCCCCUCCUCCUCUCCUUUCUCUCCCUCCUCCCUCUCUCCAUCCCCCCCUUCCCCUAAAGGAAACACAUACACACAUUCAUAUCACCCUAUCACAAUUUGCCCCCCUCAUACUAUAGCUAAAACUACUGCUGCAUUCUAAUACCGCUGAUAUUACUGUACUAUCUCUCCCCGCUCUUUCAACUCUCUUUUUGUCCCUCUCUCUCUCUUCUCUUUUACUCCAAUCUCCCCCCUCCCCCCCGCCUCCCCCCUUCUUCUUUCUUUCUUCUUCUUCUUCCCUUUUUUCUCCCUCCACCCUUUACAUAUAGCCUAUUUGUCUGUCUCUGUUUCUGAGCGCACUCCCAACCCCAACUUCCACCUUAACUGGACCCCAAUACCCCUUCUGGGCAUAUACACACCCCUCCUAAACACAUAUUUCCCUGACCCCACCCCUCUAAUCUCUUGCAUCUCUACCUGCUAACCCCUCCCUUUAUAUGAACUGUCUGUCCGUUAAUCUACCCAUCUCUGCUUACCUGCCCCCCACCUCGGCGGCACCGCUGAGGCAUCCACAAAAGCCCUAGAGAAGUUCUUAAAACACAGGCUAGAAGUGACACAAAUGACCACCUAAUCCAAACGCUCUGUAGAAGCCACCAGCCAACAAAGCCUGAUCAGCUCAGCAACCCAACAAUACCCAGGAAUCACCACUGCCACAACUCCUAACCACCACACGCCCUACCCCAAGAGGACGCCAAGCCAACCUCAAACCAAAACCAUCAGGGAGACCGAGAUGACACCAACCAGGGAGAUGGCAAACAAUGCUAAGAUGGUAACUCCCCUUCAAGAUGACGACCACCCAAUAACGAAACGAGAUCUGAGGGAAAUGGAAGCAAGAUUAGAAGCACGAUUAGAAGAAACACUGAAGGCCACAAUGGCUCCCAUGCAGGUACUAAUCAACAAUCUAACCUCCAAAGUGGAAGCUCUAGAGAACAAGAACCAAAUGCAAGAAAGAAUAAUAGAGCAAUACCGGGAGGAGAACACACGUGUGAACAAGAAACUGGACGAACUGGUAAACCAAAUGGAAGCAGAACACAGAGAGAUGAAAAUUAAGCAAGCCGACCUCGAAGACCGCAAUAGACGUUGUAACAUCCGCUUCCGCAACUUUCCUGAAAAACAGAGGAGAAAAGCCCAGCAGACCUAAUUAUACGCUGGCUGAAAAACACAAUCCCAAGCCUGAAACUUGAGGCAGAUGACUUGGAGAGGGCUCACAGAGCCCUAAAACCUAUGCCAAAACCCAGCGCCCCCCCAAGAGACAUCAUUGUAUGCUUCACACGCUACAAAAAGAAGGAAGAGGUAUGGAACCAUCUCAAAAACUCAACCAACCUUCGAUAUGGAGAAACCCCCAUUCUGGCCUUACAGGACCUUUCUCAGGAUACCCUAAACCGGAGGAAAAGCCUGCGCCCAUGCACCCAGCGUCUCCAACAAGCAGGGAUCAAAUACCGAUGGGGCUUCCCCUUCCGCCUCAUUGUAACAACCAAUACAACACAACACAUGGCUACCAACAUACCUGAGGCCCUGCAACUACUAAAAACCUUGAACUCAACCUCCCACCGGAAUGGCAACCGACAAACCCACCAAGUGACAGCCCCAACCACGAGGAAACAACAGCAAACAACUGGACAACGGUACAGAAGAAAAAGAAACAACAGAAGCGGCACAACAACGCAAACCAAUACAGGCAAGCAUCAUGCUCAGAACCGUCCCGCCGGCCAUACGACACAAGAAACCAGACCAAGAUCAACCAAACCAAUUCAUCGCAGAUGGACAACCCUACAACAACAACAACCCCAGCUGAAUGAAGCAACCAGGAAAAACCACAAACUGAAGGACUGGUGACUCCCCCUUUCCCCUCUCCCCCAAAAACAUAGAUUUAGUUAACACCACCACCAUCCCACCACCAGCCCCGCACCCCCACAGGAAUCCCCAACCCAACACCAGUCCAGACGACCUCAACCACAUUCCCCAUCACCCACACCUUCAACACCCCCAUACUCCAUACUAGGGAAAACAACUCCCACAACCUUAAUAACACAACCCACAAUCAGGCUAAAAUCUGAUACCCAACCAGCACUAUGGUGGCACCAGAGCGUACCAGCACCCACAUCCCCACCCCAACACACCAAUAAUGUUGCUCAUAACAUUGGCAACAUUGCUUAUGAACCUUAUACCUGACAGCGACGUUACAAAGUCACUUCACACUGUCUCACUGCUCACCCCCAUGCGCAAACAACAGGGGGGAUGGCCUGUCCUUGAACACGGCCUUCCACACCAGCUGAGACCUAGGACCAACUGGCUAAAUGCCAGAUGGCCUAAAAUACCCCAAACAAACACCUAUAUGACUACAUAUAGGAAACUCUCUACAACUUACCCCUACUCUUUAACCCAAAUCUUACUCUAAUCCCAUUAGCCCCCACCCACCACACCCUAGGUCAGCGCAACCCCACUUUUUUAAACAACACGAAGAGAGAGACACAAGACAACCCGAAUGGGUUGGCAAGGAAUUGCCCCACAUAAUAGAUAAGCAAGAUGGCUAACCUAAAAGCAAUUACAUUAAACGUGAGGGGGCUGGGAAACCCCAUCAAAAGAAAACGCAUCACCUCAUACAUAAACACCAUGAAACCACACAUCACCUUCCUACAAGAAAUACACAACCCACCCAAAGGCAGCAAACUCCUGAGCGACCCCCGCUUCAGUCAACAGUGGGUCGCACGAGGCUCAGGGAAAGCUCGUGGUGUAGCCAUAAUACUCAGUAGAGACCUGAACUUCACUGCCACAACAGUCCUCAAGGACAAAAAGGCAGAUUCAUUUUCGCUAAAGGGACACUAGAUGGCAAAAUCAAACUGACAAUCGGCUCCAUAUAUGCCCCAAACACGAAACAAUUAGAAUUCUUCCAGAAGACACUAAACAAAUUCCUCUCCUUCUCUGAAGGGGAAGCAAUCCUAGGAGGGGACCUCAAUCUAAAUAUGAAAGGUAUAUCCCUGAAAGAUAUCCACCCCACAACCCCAUGGGCAACCUUCCUCCGAAGGAAACCCCCAACAACCAGGAACUCUUACAAGUUACUAAAAAUGCUAAAAAAACAGGGGUCUCUACGACAUUUGGGGUGAGCAAAACCCGGGAGACAUCAGCCAUACAUUCCAAUCAGGACGCCAUGAUACAGUGUCCAGACUGGACAGCAUUCUACUCACACAGGGUCUGAUCCCCUCAGUAGAAUCAACAAACAUAGGUAACAUUAAAAUCACAGACCACGCCCCAGUAGAAGUCAUUGUUAAAAUAGGAGAAGGAACACAAACCACCCCAUCAUGGUCCUUCAGUCCCAUCCUAACUACAAACAAACAAAUUAGAGAGAGUCUCACAAAAACCCUCCAAAACUACUUCAAAGAAAACGAUGUAAACAAUAUAACAACCCCUCCUAUGGGACGCAAUGAAAGCGGUCACCAGAGGAGCUUGCAUAAAAGAGAAAACAUUCCUUUACAUACAAACCUCCUCAAAAAUUAGCAAACUAGUACCAGAGAUCACAGCCCUCUGAUCACGCUACAAACAAACAGGCUCUCAAACACUCCGCCAACUUAUAGAACCAAAACGGAGAGAACUAGACUCCCUAGAACUUAACAAAACCAUGAUCAACAUUCUAUACUCUAAACAACGUUUCUACGAAUAUGGAGGGAACACCUCCAGAUUACUAGCAAAUAGAUGUAGGAAAAAGCACUCAAAACAAGAAUACACUGCAUCACCAAAAAGACGGCAACAUAACAUUCUCCCCCAAAGAAAUAACCUCAGAAUUUGCAGAAUUCUACUCCAACCUAUACACCUCCCAUAACCCACCAGAGAAGGAAAUCAGAACAUUUCUAGCAGGACUGACCAUGCCUACCCUAACUAAUGAGGAACAGGAAUUCAUGGACAGCCCUAUCACCCCAGAGGAAAUAGAUGCGGUCCUCAAAAACCUGAAACCACACAAAGCCCCAGGCCCAGACGGCUUCACAGCAGAAUUCUAUAAGAAAUUCAAAGAACCCUUGAUGCCCUACAUGACCCGCCUAUUCAACGACAUCAUAAAAGGGGCCCCGUCCCCAAAACCUGGACCCACUCCAAAAUAGUCUCCAUCCCAAAACCACUAAAAGACAGCCUCAAAGUAGAAUCAUACCGCCCAAUCUCAUUAAUAAACCAAGACUACAAGAUAUUCACAUCAAUCUUGGCCAACCGCCUAAAAAUCUUCCUACACAAGUUAAUAGCCCCAGACCAGACUGGCUUUGUCCCUGGCCGCAAUAUAACAGACCCCAUCAGGAAACUACUGAACCUGAUCGAACACAGCAAGGCAACCAAACUCCCAUUGACAAUUAUGUCCCUAGACAUCCUCAAAGCCUUUGAUUGCUUGGAGUGGAAAUACAUAUUAGCAGUACUAACUAACAUGAAAUUUGGCCCCAACUUCCUACAAAUCCUCAAACAAAUAUACUCCCAAGCCUCAGCAAAAUGCAGAACUAACAAUAUGGAUUCUAAUACUAUAGCUAUCCAAAGAGGCACGAAACAAGGAUGCCCACUGUCUCCCUUCUUAUUUAUCCUGGCUCUGGAACCCCUAGCAAUCCGCAUCCGAGCAGCCACAGACAUCAAGGGAGUGGAAAUAAAAGGCAGAACCUAUAAAUUAGGGCUCUUUGCAGAUGACCUAAUGGUCACAACACCAGACCCCAUAAGCACAGCAACCUCCCUAAUCAGAGAACUCAACACAUUUGCAAUGGUGUCGGGCCUACAGGUAAAUUUUACAAAGUCAGAAGCUAUGUGCUUCAACACCCCUCCUCACACCCAAAAAGAACUCACGAAGGUCACCAAAAUAAAACUUUGCCACACCAAGUUCAGAUACCUAGGGGUACAAAUAACCAGAAACCUCAAUAAAUUGUACCUCCACAACUACAAGCCCCUGUGGCGACAAAUUAACAAAGACCUAAAGAGAUGGAAUAACAUGAACUUCACUCUCUCAGACAAAAUAGCCAUGAUCAAAAUGAUCACACUCCCAAAACUAACCUACCUAUUCCAAACCCUCCCAAUCUGGAUCCCCUCAACCCAACUUCGCAGUUGGCAGAGAAAACUACACUCUUUCAUCUUCUCACAUAAAAACCAAGAAUAAGCCCCAAAUACCUGCACCUCCCCACCUCAGAAGGAGGAUGGGGAAUCCCCAACAUAGAAGCAUAUUACAAUGCCAACCAAAUACGCCACAUAAUCCCAUAUAUACUAGAAGAUGAGACAAAACAAUGGGUACACCUAGAGAGGGACACAAUUGAAAACACCUGCACCACAACAUACCCACUCCUCCCAAACAAACUAAAGAAAAUUCCCACAACACUUAACAGGUACACACAGACCAUGCUCAAAGCAUGGAAAACACAAAUAGGCAAACUAUCCCCAACCCCAUCCCCACUAAUCCCCCUGGCGUACCACCCAUUAUUCCACCGUGCAGCACAAAACCUCAAGAUAAAAACCUGGCGAACCAAAGGCUUAUAUCGCCUAAUAGACUUUUAUAAAAAUAACAAACCCUUGUCAACACAAGAAAUACAAGACAAACUAGAAGACACCCAAAUGCCCUGGUUAACACAACACCAACUUCAUGCCCUCUUAAACAACCCAACAGUAAAAUCAGCAGCAACUAGGCCCCUGACAACCUUCGAAAACCUCCUCCUAACAACAAAGGGAAACGGUAAAGGGACGGUAUCCGCAAUAUACAAAAUACUACUCCAAAAUCCUGUAAAUCCCCUAGACGCAAUCAAAAAACAAUGGGAGAAUGACAUAGGUUAUGAGAUUAACCCCACUCAAUGGACCAGAAUGUGGUCUAAACCCCCCUUUAAAUCCAUAUCAACGAAAAGAAAAGAACUCACACUGAAACUCACCUACAGGUGGUACCUAACACCAAGGAAACUAGCGCUAAUACACCCAGGAACCUCACCAAAAUGCUGGAGAGGGUGCACCUCCACAGGCACAUACCUCCACAUGUGGUGGGAGUGUCCCAAAAUCCAACUAUUCUGGACAACAGCCAUACAAGAAAUAUGUAAAAUAACUAAGCAAGUAAUAGACAUCACCCCAGAAUUGGCCCUACUAAACAUCUUCCAAGACAACAAUGCCCAUUUACACCACAAAGAACUCAUAACCCACCUGCUCUCAGCAGCCAGAAACACCAUAACCAGACACUGGAGAGACCUGUCAGGAGUAAGCAUGGACCAAUGGUACCAAAUAGUAUGGGAAACAGCCCUACUAGAAAAAUUAACUAAUAAACUGAAACUGACACGGGGACAAACAGAAGAAGACGCCUUCACCCCGGUAUGGCUCCCAUUUAUCACAUACACAGCCCAACAGGACAAUGACAAUAAUCCACCAACAGCAUACAAAUCAAUAUGGCUAACCUGAUCCAAAACACCCACCCACCUCACUCACACACGAAAACAAAGAUCACCACAGCCAAUCACAAGCAAACAAUCACACCCUAGGCCAACCCCAACCUCUCUCACCACCAAAGGAACACAAGUGAACAACACAAGCAACGCUGACACCAAACUCUACAUACAUUAAACAUAAUAGAAACACCGCCACCCGACCCCACCCCCAUCCAUCUUCCCUCUCUCCACCCCCCUUUUCUUUUUUCUUUUUUUUUUCUCCCCCUAAUGCCUCAACAAAUGAAACGGAUUUGUAAAAAUGUUACAUGGGGAAAAAAAUACGAGGCACUACACUUCUGUAAAACAAGAAAAUCCUUAAUAAAAUAUUUAAAAAAAAAAAAAAAAAAAAAGAAAUCUAUGGGAUGUAAAAAUGCUCCUUUGAGGCUGGAGCAUGCCCAGCGUUCAGAGAUGCAUUUUGGUUAUGACUUAGAGGGGACAAAAGUCUACUGUCAUCAAAAUGUCGUUUUCUCGGGGCUGACAUUCCCCAUCCAUCCUGCUUUACUGGUUUUAUUACAGGUGCCUGCAGUGACAUACAAUGAAUGUUUUCCCCAUGUGCACAUUGGCUUCUCAUUCUCUUACCUGCUAAAGUAAUUUCAGCAAUGAAGCAAGCCCUUAAGAUAACAACCAGCUGUGCUCCUUAGCAGUCAGAGUGUAUAUUCUGUUUCAGCAGGCUUUCCGUGCUAGGCUACAGCGAAGGAAUUAGAAUGAAUCCAAAGCCAUUUUAAGCUAUUAACAUUUUAUCCUGGGUGAGAACUUUUGAACUGGAUAUGAUUGAAAAGAGACUCCAGUUCCCUGGGAUUGUAUGGUGUGGUAAGAACAAGCAAGCAGAGUGGGACCAAUAUGCUGCGUUCACAGUGAGCCAAGAAGUUAUUGUUACUAUAACUUUUAUGACCCCUUUAACACACACACAGGGGCCUCCUCUGUCAUUGGUUUUCAGGAGAUCUGCAUACAGAAAUUCCAUUAGUUUAUGUCAAUUACUUAUUCGGAGCUCACCAAAGCUUAAAAAAUAUGGAUUGGUUCAGCAGCUGGAUUAAAAUAGGCUUGUGCUGUAUGAUCCAGAGGAAAGAUUGACCCAAAACAGCUGUAAUGAUGUAACCAAAUGGAGAAUUUGAUGGUGUGCACUUCUGGGCCAACUGCUAAAUAUCCUUACUCAUACUGAAUUUGACCUAAACAAAGUCCCAUUAAAAACUAAAAUGAAGGGACUUACCCAUCACCCAUAUAUGCCAGGUUUGUUAACGUAAAACAGUUAGCAUUGUUAUUAAUUGUUGGCCCUGUCAAGGGCUCCUUUGCAGAUCAAUUAGCAUUAGGAAGAGUUCCCAGCCUGCUGCCAUGGGAGCUUGCCAGGUUCAUGCAGUUAUUGGGCAAUUAGUAAAAUAGCCUAGCAAGCUAUAAGGAACAGAAAUAGACAUUUGCUCUUGGCAUAUCUGCAACUGUUAUUCUGGGCCAGGCACUCUUAUCAUUAAGAUUGUGCUGGACUGGUCAUCUGAAGUUUAGCACUCAUUAUCUUUAAUACUACAUGACCAAUCGGCAUGAAAUUUGGCAUAGGAAUUAAAAUUUCAGGCUUUAAUCAUGCUAAUUGUUGUAACUAAAAUUUUAAUCAUAGGUCAAGAUGUAUCCCCAUUCAACCAGUGGAGCUGAGAAGCUCAGUUCGCACGUAAUGCUAAGCCAAACUAUGGCUUGGAAUGAAUCAACAAGUAUGCUGGUGGUGCACAUUUAGCAAAUCAUGACCAAAUGUGUGGGCAGGCGGAAGACCUGCUGGUGGGUUUCCCACCCGUGGAGGCUAUUGGAAAGCUCCAAAACGCAUUCUGAGGAUGCUGGCUGGCAGAGAUUUCCAGGACGUUAAGCAGAGAUUUCCCACAUCACUAGCAACUGGACCAUUUCAGCCAGAGAUUCAAAAAGCUAAAUUUAGGACUUUGUGUAGGCAAAAACAGAUGUUCCACCACUGGUACCAGUUGGCAAUUGGGACAAUGUGCCUGGCCUCCCCCAUCUGCUGCUGCCACUUUGAAUGGCCAGGAUGCAGCCUCUGUGGUGGAAGCAAGCAGUUUGGAUGGGUCUCUCCAUAUAGAAAAGAAUACCUUGAAGUUCCUGUCAAGUCUACCUGCUAUUCAAGAGUUGCUGUUUUUGGUUUGUCUCAAUCCAGGGGCCAUAUUUUAUCAGGAAUUCCAAGGUACUGGUUUGCUGAGUGGCUUCAUGUUUCUCUUUGGGUAAGCAUAUUCCUUGAAUACUUUACUCACAUUGGUUGUAAGGCAUUUAAGUGAAUGUAUCAAUACUGAGAAAGGCAAGGAUACAUGGCCAAUCCAAUCCAUAGGAGCAGGAGGGCAGGCUGGCUCUGGCUUUCUGCCUACAGCUAAGGAGAGCAACACUGGAAGGAGUCACCCUGACUGUGGCUCCCAUUCCACGAAUGGAAGGAAAUGGAACCGGUCAUGUUGCAACCUGACAAAAUGGCUAAACAGUUAUGGGGCUUGUGCCAGUGGGGGUGAACUUUUCAUUAUGUUUAUCAGGGGUGGGGAAUGUGUGACCUUCUGGGUGUUGCAGGAGUACAGAUCCCAUCAACUCUGGCCAUUGACCAUGGAUCAACCAAUAUAUAUGAGCUAGACUACAGAUUAUCUCAACCUUAAAUAGGCCACUUCUGAAUGGCUACAAUUCACUUGUGGCGUCUACCAUCUACAGCUUGUCACUUGAAUCCUCCUGAUGAACAGAACAAAACAGAGAACAAUUCUGAUGGAUGGACUUCUCACUUAUUGUAGCUCCACACAUUUCAUAGUAAAACACUCCUUCAGGAACUUGAAAAGCUUACACCUUAAAAUCUUAAAAAAAAAAAAACCUUCAAGAACCAACUUGAAAAGUGGUAGAUCAACAUUUUAUUCUCACUGCAGUGAUGUUCAGUCAUCCCAGUUCAGGACUGGGCCUUAAGCUUAGCAGCAAGGCAUUAUGUUCUAGCUUACAGAAGGUCUUGUUCAGUUCCUUGCAUCUCCAAGUAAAGAGGUUGGGUUGCUAGUGAUGUGGGGAGUCAUUGCUUAAGACCCUGGAAAGCUCUGCCAGAGGUGAUAGGGAGCCAGAGGGACAAAAUGGUCUGACCUGGUGUAAGGCAAGUUUCUGUGUAUUUAAUUUGUGGAGAGUUUGCACACCAAUGCUGGGUAGUGAUGGGGACAAGAAAGAUUUGUUAUGUAUCUAAAAGAAAGCAAGGCAUGAUGCAAAACACAGAAUUAUGAGCAACAAAAUCCUGAUCAUAAGCUUAUAAGCUUAUAAAUGUAGUGCUGUUUUACUGUUUUAUUGCACUGUAAUCUACCUUGAGAUUAUAGGAUGAAGGUCUGAAAAUUCUCUUAUAAGUAAAUAAUCUAAAGAUACACAGGAAACAGCUUUAUGUUGAGUCAGAGUUUUGGACGAUUGAAUUCAAUAUUGCAUUGAAUAGCACUGGCUCUCCAGGGCUUUUGGGAGAUGCAGGGCAGUGAACCUGAGGCAUUCAGUGUGUUAACCACGUGGUUUUAUCAUUGAAUUAUGGCCCUUCCCUAAGAAUACAUGUUUACUCACUUUAAAGCUUUAGGACAGAAAUGCAAGUGAGUUGAAGAGAUGCAGUCUCAAAGUCCAACUGUGGUAAUCAAAUGGUGAGUGUAGCACACUCUGAGACACACUGGGAGGAGGAGGAAGAGAGAUACUAAAUGCUGUUGCCAUGGAAAAUCUCUGCACAAUAGGGAGGACCCGGAUUGCCAAUUGUGCUAGAUGUUGGAGCCAGGGUGUGAAGAGAAACCAGGUGGAAGCAACUUCCCCAAGGGAACAAGAUACCGUGUAAGACUGCCUUAAAAGUGCUGUGUGAGAUUUUGAUCUCAGUGAGUGGAAACUAAGCUUCCACUUGCUGAUACGUUCCGUUAAGAAAUCUCACAGAAUUAUGGCUGAGCUAGUAGAAUUCCUCAGACUGCAUUGCUUCACACAUGUCCACAGACAGGACUAGAGAUGGAGGAGAAAUUCACAUUUGAAAGCAAGCUUAUUAAUUUUUCCAAAACAAAAAGUGAACUGAAACACAGCUAUCCUCCAAAAUUCACACGUCUCUGGAUUUUACAACACAGUUUUCCAGCCAAGUAAAUUAUACAACUGUGUAUGUACUGGGGAAACUCUGCAUAAAAGGCAUGCAUUAGUGAAAAUAGCAUACAGAAAUGCAUUGUAUUGAAGAAAGUUGCAUACAAAAAUGUGUAUAUUAAGAGAAAUUCAAACUAAAAUGCUGAUGAAUUUCCAUGAGGACAUUCUGUGUGUGUGUGUGUGUGUGUGUGUGUGUAAGAGAAACCAAAAUUGACUGAUUUGCCCACCCUUGGACAGGACAGAUGCUAUUUAUUCUCCCACAUGUCCCCUCACUUCUCACAUACACACUCAUCAGUGGCGUGGGAUAACACAACCUGAAGGCUGUGCUUUCAACAUCAAGCACCACACUCAAGUUCUUCAGAGGUGAAACUAUCACAACACCAGACAGUGGCUGUAUCAAUGGCAUUUCACCAUACAAGUGAGCGCUGGGCACAAUUUUGGCUUUAGGCACGAUCCCUGGAAUGCAACCUUGGUGCAUGUUGCAGGCUUACUAUAUGCCAGCUGCUUCACAUACCAAUUGGGUGGGUUUAAAAGAGGUUCAAACAAGUUCGGAUCCUGCUUGAGGGCAGAUCCCACAGGCAACUGUUUGGCCACCCUAAGAACAGGAUGCUGGACCAGAUUCUGCAAGCCGUUCCUGUGUUCACUUGCUGGAGUAAUACAAUAAAUGCUUGGACUUUAGUGACCAGAGCAGGCCUGGCACCCUUACCUUUUAUGACAGACCCCUUCGUUUCUGAUUUUAGAAGAUUAUGAGGCUAAAAUGGAAGAGAAUAGUGGGUCUGUAGAUUUCAUUAAUCAACAAACUUAUUCCCUCCCUCCUUCCCCAUCAUUUGGAAGAGUUGUGUCACAGGCUCCUUCCACGUGGCCUAAAUCUCCAGACCUUACUGAAGCAAUUUGGCUUUCCUUGCCAGCAGGGCCCAUAAUUAUACUGUGGUUUCCUUGGGCACUCUCUUUUGGUAUGCAAACCAUGGUGUCGCCUGACUUUAUGACUUUGACAAUUCUUCUGCAGGUGUUUUCUGUCGUUUGUUGGGGUUUUUAUACUCACACGGAAAAAAGGCAAGGAAUGUUUGAGAAGUUUUUAUAUCGACUAUGGACAGAUUCCUGGUAAGUUUUAUCCUGGAAAUAUUUUGCCUGUCAUCUCUAUCCACACAACUGAAAAGCAUCCAUGAGCAAAAUAGUCAAAGGGGAAAAAAACAAACCCACAUCAGAUAGCUCUUCCAAUCAUGUUUAAUAAAAAUUGCUUCCCCUUAAUUUCUCAUCCCAUUUCCAGUAGGUUUUUCUUUUUUAAAAACCUCCGAAUGACUUCCAUCCCAUUGCCACAGUCUAUCAUAGCAAAACAAAAUGAAGCCUGCAGUAAGAAGCCUUUUAAGAGGAACAUAAUUAAACUUGUUAGAUUUGAUUUAUCAUUGUUGCUCCGAGUCCUUUUUUUUUUUUUUUUAAACUUCUUCUUUUAAUCCCACAGGAAAGGAGAUGAGGAGUAAAAUACAGCCAGAUUCAACCAGCUUAUCCUACGGCUCUUUAUGUAAUGAAGGUGACUCUGUAAAGACUCAAAGCUAAGAGAAUAGAGCGUUUUAAAUUCCAGUUAACAAGAGAAGCUUUCCAUUUAUUGGCUCCGUAUUCAACACCACCCUUUUAUCACACUUGUUCAUUACGUGUCAAGUUAUUUUAUCCUGACAGUUCUUAUGGUUAUUUAAUCCUCUUUGAGGAUCCCCUGGCUAUCACAAAUGCAUUGCGGUUUAAGCCAGCUAUUGUGCCUGAAAAAAAGAAGCAGCAGCAAGCAAGCAAGCAGUCAUUAAAUGGACUCAGGGUGUUUUCCUUCUGCAGUGGAUCUUCCUUGCUUUUCUGCAGCCAAAGUGGCUCAGGGCAGGUGGGGAUGAGAUAAACACACAAUUGUGCAAACAUUCUCCUUGAUUUCCAUUUGAGUGGAACAACGUGAGGGCAGCAAAUCAGAAUUGCGCCUGACCCUGCU